Molecule: messenger RNA, 69839 nt
Organism: Podarcis lilfordi (Lilford's wall lizard)
Lineage: Eukaryota; Metazoa; Chordata; Lepidosauria; Squamata; Lacertidae
Source: the annotation of a GenBank genome assembly
GGCUCCUUUAAGAGGAAGGGCAAAAUAUAAAUUCAACUAAUAAAUGACCCCAGGAUCAACUUCUUUGAAGACUAGUGGCUUCCUAGAAUCUCAGGUACUGGUGUUUUCCAUCCUUGCUGCCCAUUUUGCUGGAGAUACUGAAACUGGGAUUUCAGCAUCCUAGACAGGUACUCUGGUGCUGAUAAAUGAACAACAUACAAACAACUCCAGUAGUUUUCUCCCCCAAAUCAGGCUACUGGUCCAUCAAGACCAAGGGGUAGCCACCAUGGUGAUCUCAGAAAGUGGACUAUAGUUCCUAUCAUCCCUGACCAUUGGCUAACGUGAAUGGGAAUUUUAGUCCAUACUCUGUAGAUGAUCUAGCCCAAUAUUGUAUUCCCUGAUCAGCAAUGGCUCCCCAAGACCCUAGGUUGAUGUUCCAUUUCUUUUCACCUCCACACUUCCUGCUUCCUCUUUCUCAUUCAAAAAUAAAAGUGUGCGCUGCGCAAUUCCAAAUGGUGAAGGGGUGUGUGUGUGCACGCACACACACACAUUAUUCCACCCUCCCCUUAAUGUGCCGUAGGCCUCUGAAACGCCAGUCAAGGUGCUAAUCCCAAAAUGAAAAUCUAGAGGAAGUGAGAAAAGCCUUGGAUGAAUAUUUUACCAUUUAAGAAGUGAUGACAGAGGCAAAAACAGAAUGCAAAAGGGAUGCUUCUAGGGAGGUCGGAUGGGAGCAAGGACGGAUGCUAUAUAGCAGAAUUUUCCCCAUUUAUCAUUGACAAGGGGCCAAAAUGAAUAAAGUAAACAGUAUAAAGCAGUCUGCAUUGCUUGUUUUGGAACAUAUAAUGUCAUUGAUUUGCAGAAAAAGGCAUGUUCAUAUACCUUUUUUAAAAUUACCGUAUUUUUUUGCUCUAUAAGACUCACUUUUUUCCCUCAUAAAAAGUAAGGGGAGAUGUGUGUGCGUCUUAUGGAGCGAAUGCAGGCUGCGUAGCUAUCCCAGAAGCCAGAACAGCAAGAGGGAUUGCUGCUUUCACUGAGCAGUACUCCCUCUUGCUGUUCUGGCUUCUGGGAUUCAGAAUAUUUUUUUUCUUGUUUUCCUCCUCCAAAAACUAGGUGCGUCUUAUGGUCUGGUGCGUCUUAUGGAGCGAAAAAUACGGUACAUUUCCAUUCUGCUCUUCCUCCAAGGAGUCUAGGCUGGCAGCUAUCAUCCUCGUAACAGUAUACCAGUGAGAUGGGUCAGGCUAUGUAAUGGUGACUGCUUGUUCCCCCCCACAAUCACCCAGCAAGCACUGUGCCUAAAUAGGGAUUUGUUGGUUGCUGAGUAUGUUUGUCAAAGUCUUUUACAAAUUUUAAACAUUUGUAUGGAUUUUAUGUCAGUUCAGGGUCACAUAAGGACACAAGGAGACCCCUCUGGAUUAGGCCAAUAGCCCAUCUGGACCUGUUCUCACAGUGGCCAACCAAAUACCUGUGGGAAGCCUCCAAGUAGGACCGGACACAAGCACACUCUCCCCUCCUGUGGUUUUCAGAAGCAUUGCCUCCACCAUGACCAGUAGCCAUUGAUAGACUUAUCCUCCAUGAAUUUGCCUAAUCUACUUUUAAAGUCAUCCAGAUUGUCAGCCAUCACAACCUUCUGUGGCAGUGGGUUCCAUUGUUUAUGUACUGCAUGAAUAGGUUCUUGUUUCUAUCUGAAUCAUUCAGCUUCAUUGGAUGUCUAUGAGUUCUAGUGUUUUCAGAGAGGAAGAACUAUUCUCUGUCCACUUUCUAGAUGCAAGGCAUAAUUUUCUAAGCUUAUUUUAUGUCACCUCUUACUUGUCUUUUCUAUAAACUAUCAAGUCCAAAUGUGGCAACCUUUCUUCACAGGGUCUUUGCUUGCUCCAUCUCCUUGAUAAUUCUGGUUGUAUUAACCGCUUUCAAUUUUAACCUGAGGGUUGCCAUUUGUUCAGUUUUAACUUUUUAAAAAACUUUUUAAAAAUUUUAUUUCAGGAUUUUUACAUACAUUAUAUUAUCUCCUUCCAAUUUUUAAAUUUCCCGUACAAUUUUUCCUUCCCCUCCCUCCCCCCCUGCAAUAUCUAUUGGAAGGGUUCAAACAAUUAUCCUCAGCCGACUUCCGGUCAGCGCCAGCAGCAAUGGCGGACCUCCUUUGAUCUUCGGAGGGGGUAGCUCAGCGGGAGAUCGGGUCCUGUGCGCUCCGGCGAAGCGGGGACCCUCAGAAAUCGCAGGCGCGGACGCCUGCGAACGUGGAGGCUCGGCGGGCACCUUGGAGCGCCCCCCCAACCCGAAAGGAAGCCUUUUUUGAGGCUUCGGAAGGGAGCGGGGGAGAAGCGCGGUGCUGCGAGCGGAUCGCUGCUCUCACUGAGCGAAGCCGUGUUGCCGUUGCAGGAGAGCGCUGACUUAUUCCUGGGACAUUUGGACUUAAAAAUUAACCGUGAGUAGAAGAAUUGGAUAAAAGAGCAUUAUUUGGACUAAUUUGGACUAUUUGUGAAAAAGCGGAAAAGUUUUAAGCCGUUUAAAAACGUCUGAAUUGGCUACCGCGGUGGAAGCGUAAACAGGAAGUCCGCUUCACUGCACUGUAUAAGGAAUAAAGCAAAGAGAUUUGGAGCUAAACGUGGGAAAACUGAACUGAAAUAAGUGUUUCUUUCUGACCUGAGAACUUUGGAAGGAUCUACCCUUUGGAGGGUUAAGGGAAAGACUCUUGAUUUUACCGGACUGUUUAAAUUGAAGGAUUAAAUGAGUGAUCUGUCAGUGGGACGUCUCAGCUGUCAAAGCUGUUAAGGCUGUUUGCUGGCUGCAAAGGAGAUACACUGUGGCCAACUUCAUUGGGAAAAGAUUGGAAAGGACUGGAAAGUUAUAUUGUGUCCUCUAUUCUUGACUCUUUUACUUAGUAUCUUUCCCCUGUUAUUUUAAAAAGACAGUAACUUGCUAGGUGGUAACAGUGUCCAUCUAGUGGGACUCUCUGCAAUUGCAGGAAAGGAAAGGAAUUUUCCACUUAUAAACAGGAACAUCAGACGUGGGAAAGGAAUUUGACCUUCACUUUGUUAUGGCUGAUGGUCAAAAGGACCAGUCAACUUUGAGAUCAGGGAAACCUUGGACACAUAGAAGGCAAUCAUCUGCUGGCUUGCCCGCAUCGGCAAUACAAUCUAAGUCUGGUGGAAUGUCUGAGGAACUUUUAGCCAGUGCUCUGACUAAGAUUAAUGAAUCAAUACAGCAAUUAAGUACAAAAGUGGGGGAGACGAAUAGCAAGGUGGAAGAGACGAACCAGAAAGUGGAUAUUGCAAACAGGAAAAUUGAUUUAAAUACAGAAACAUUAGGCAAUUUGGAGAAAAAAGUAAACAGCAAUACGGAAUCUAUCCAGAAACUAUUGCAAGACUCAAAGUCUAUACAGGAAAAAACUGCUGCCGUAGAAUUUAAAUUGGGGCAAUUGGAAACUGAAAAAGUACCAGACUUGCAGAAAGAGAUUGCAGAACAUAAGUUAACGUUAUCUAUGAUUGACCUGAAAGACAAACAAACAAAUCUUAGAAUUAGAGCUGUUCCUGAGUUGGAGAAAGGUACCUUGAUAGACUUUUUGACACAAGAAUUUUUGGACUUUUGGAAAUCGGAAUUGAAACAAGAGGAUUUUAAGAUUGUGAGGGCUUUUCGACUGGGGAAAGGAGGAAGAAAGAUCAAAAUAAGGGACUGUUUGAUCACUCUCCGAUCCAAAGAAGAAAGGGACAAAAUUUUGGGCUUACAUUACGAAAAACCUUUGACAAUUAUACAAUCAAAAGUGGAAAUUUUCAAAGAUAUACCAAAACAUCUUCUUGAUUUAAGAAAGGACUUUGGAGAUUUGGUGGACUUGUUGAGAAAAAAUAAAAUCCUUUUUAGGUGGGAAUUUCCCCAAGGUCUAUCCUUUAGCUUCAAAGGAAGAAAGACCAAGAUUAGAUCAGUGGAGGAAAAGAACAAGUUUCUGAGUGCAUACGAAGAAGAUCUACUGAAAGGAUUGGGAAAAGACAUUGCGAUACUGGAUAAGGGUCUGCAAAAAAAAGGGAAACCAACGCCACCGACGGAUAUAGACAACCUUCUUGGGGCUGUUGGAGGAGAAGGAGAGUAACUACAAAAUGACACUACAAAUUUUAAGCUGGAAUAUUAAUGGCCUAAAUUCGUCGGCAAAAAGGGGGAGAGUAUUUCAUACAUUGAAAAAAGAACAUUUGGACUUGAUUUGUUUACAAGAGACUCAUGUGACAAGGCUACAUCGGAAAAUUUUGAUAAAUAAAAGAUUGGGAGAGGAAUUUAUCUCAUCGGAUAAUGUAAAAAAAAGAGGGGUAGUACUUUAUGCGAAGGAAAGCCUGUCACCAAAAUUUAUAUUUAAAGAUGACCAAGGAAGAUAUAUAGCAAUUGAAAUUCAAUUCCAAGGUCAGAAAUUUUUGAUAAUAGGCGUAUACGCACCAAAUGAGGGAAAAUCAGAAUUCUUCAAGAAACUGCAUGAAACUCUCCUGGAUUAUUUGGAUUACAACAUUAUUUUGAUGGGAGAUAUGAAUGGAGUAGUGUCUACAAAUAUGGAUAAAGCCCAAAGACAAACAGUGACAAAAGAUGGAAGACUGCCAAGGACAUUUUUUGAAAUGACUGACAAUAUGGAUCUUGUGGAUAUUUGGCGAAUAAAGAACCCCUUGGAAAGAGAAGGAACCUUCUUCUCUGAAGCAAAUAUGACAUGGACAAGAAUAGACCAAAUCUGGACAACUAGAGGACUGGCUCCUAAAAUCAAAAAGCGGUGAUUUGCCCGAAAAUUUGCUCUGAUCACAAUCCAGUAAAGAUUGAAAUGAUAUCAACGCCAAUUGGGGCCUUUAGAUGGAGGAUGAAUGACUCCUUAUUUAGGAAUGAGGAAAUUAUUAAAAAGGCUCAGAAGAAUUUGAGAGACUAUUUUGAAAUAAAUUUGAAUACUACGACAGUAAAAGAGUGAUUUGGGAUGCCAGCAAAGCGGUGAUGAGAGGAUUUUGAUACAACAAAAUGCAAUUAGGAAAAGAUAUCAAAAUGAGAAGAGAGAAAAAUUUUGGAGAAAAUUAAGGAUGGAGAAAAAGACUGAGAGCGAAACCAAACUCACAGGAGAUUUUAAAAGAGAUAAAGCUAUACCAAGUACAAUAUAUGAAAUUGAUGAACCAGGAGAUAGAAUGGAAGAUCAAACAGAUGAAACAAAAGACUUUCGAAUCGGCAAAUAAAUGUGGGAAAUUAUUGGCCUGGCAAAUGAAAAAAAGACAAAAGCUGAAUACGAUUACGAACUUGGUUGUAGAAGGGAAGAAUAUACAGAAUCCUGGAGAGAUUCGGAAGUGCUUUCAGAAUUAUUUUAAACAGUUAAUAUACCCAGGAGACCCAGAAAGAAUUAGACAUUGACCGAUUUUUGGAAAAUAAUGGAUUACAAAAAGUAUCUCAAGACAGUAAAUCAACAUUAAACUCUACAAUAUCUGAUCAAGAAGUGGAAGGAGCCAUUCAGAAUAUGAAAUUGGGCAAAUCUCCAGGGCCGGAUGGACUAACUGCAAAGUACUACAAAACUUUGAAAGAAUGGUUACUGCAACCGUUGAAAGAACUUUGCAAUGAAAUACUACGGGGAGGAAAAGCACCCGAGUCGUGGAAAGAAGCAUACAUCACACUUAUACCAAAAACCGAAGUGGAGAAGACACAGUUGAAGAACUACCGUCCCAUAUCCCUAUUAAAUGUGGAUUACAAAAUUUUUGCCGAAAUUAUGGCUAAAAGAUUAAAAAAUGUAUUGGUAAAAGAGAUUCAUAAAGACCAGGCGGGCUUUCUCCCUGGGAGACAUUUGUCAGACAAUACUAGGAACAUUAUUAAUAUUUUGGAAAAAUUGCAAGUUAAUAUUAAUACUAAAGCUGUUUUAAUAUUUGUAGAUGCGGAGAAAGCGUUUGAUAACAUUUCUUGGAGUUUUAUGAAGAAAAAUCUGCAGGGGAUGGGGGUAGGCCAAAGUUUUGAAAAUGGUAUAAGUGCAAUUUACUCGGAACAAAAAGCUAAGCUUAUUGUGAAUAAUGUAGUUACAGAAGAAUUUAAGAUAGAGAAAGGAACAAGACAGGGUUGCCCAAUCUCCCCAUUGCUUUUUAUAUCGGUCCUGGAGGUCUUGCUCAAUAUGAUUAGGAAAGACCAAUUGGUUAAAGGUAUACAACUCGGAGCUAAACAGUACAAACUGAAAGCUUUUGCCGAUGACAUAGUUUUGACAUUACAGGAGCCAGAAGCUAGUACAAAAAGAGUGUUACAAUUAAUCCAAGAAUUUGGCCAAGUAGCAGGUUUUAAAUUAAACAAGAUGAAAACUAAGGUAUUAGAGAAAAAUCUUACAGAGACAGAGAAGGAGAGGUUUCAGAAAGAGACAGGAUUAACAAUUGUUAAUAAAGUGAAAUAUCUAGGGGUGAAUAUGACUGCCAAAAAUGUGAAUCUGUUUAAAGAUAAUUACGAAAAAUGUUGGUCAGAGGUGAAGAAGGAUUUAGAAAUAUGGUCAAAAUUGAAGUUAUCAUUGUUGGGCCGAAUUGCAGCGAUAAAGAUGAAUGUAUUGCCUAGAAUGUUGUUUUUGUUCCAAACAUUACAAAUUGUGGAUAAAAUGGACUGUUUCAAGAGGUGGCAAAGAGACAUUUCCAAAUUUAUCUGGCAGGGCAAAAAGCCUAGAAUAAAAUUUAAGAUAUUAACAGAUGCGAAGGAAAGAGGGGGAUUUGCCCUGCCAGAUCUUAAACUAUACUAUGAAUCAGCCGCUUUUUGUUGGCUGAAAGAUUGGCUACUUCUUGAAAAUGUGGACAUUUUAGAUCUAGAAGGUUUUGAUAAUGUGUUUGGGUGGCAUGCAUAUUUAUGGUAUGACAAAGUCAAAGCGCAUAAGGCCUUUAAGAAUCAUAUUGUCAGGAAAGCAUUAUUCAAUGUUUGGGUGAGAUAUAAGGAUUUGUUGGAAAGUAAAACACCAAGGUGGCUAUCACCAAUGGAGGCUAAGGCUCUGAAAAAAACAAAUAUGGAGACAAACUGGCCAAAAUAUUGUGAAAUUUUAGAACAAGUUGGAGAUAAAUUAAAAUUGCAGAGCUUUGACAAAUUAAAAACUAAAGUUCGAGAUUGGCUGCAUUAUUAUCAAAUAAGGGAGGUUUUUAAUUUAGAUAAAAAAGAUUGGCUUCCAGGAGGAAAAAUCUAAACUGGAAACGGAAUUGCUAGAACCUAAAACUAAAAAUCUGUCAAGAAUGUAUAACCUGCUGUUGAAAUGGAAUACACAGGAUGAAAUGGUUAAAUCUGCUAUGAUUAAAUGGGCGCAAGAUGUUGGGCAUAAUAUCAUGUUUGCUGACUGGGAAUGGUUAUGGACCACAGGUAUAAAAUUUACGGCUUGUAACGCCUUAAGAGAAAAUAUAAUGAAAAUGAUUUACAGGUGGUACUUAACCCCAGUCAAGCUAGCAAAAAUUUAUCAUUUGCCUGAUAAUAAAUGUUGGAAAUGUAAAGAAAAUGAAGGUACUUUUUUCCACCUUUGGUGGACGUGCCCAAAGAUCAAGGCCUUCUGGGAAAUGAUAUAUAAUGAACUAAAAAAGGUAUUGAAAUAUACUUUCUUGAAGAAACCAGAGGCCUUCCUCUUGGGCAUGGUCAGCCAAUUGGUGCGAAGGGAAGACAGGAAUUUCUUUAUGUAUGCGACAGCAGCGGCAAGAAUACUUAUUGGGAAAUACUGGAAGACACAAGAAUUGCCUACCCGAGAAGAAUGGCAGAGAAAAGUGAUAGACUAUAUGGAACUGGCUGAGAUGACCGGCAGAAUUCGAGAUCAGGAAGAAGGGUCGAUGGAAGAAGAUUGGAAAAAAUUUAAAAUAUAUCUUCAGAAAUACUGUAAUAUAAAAGAAUGUUAGAAAAGGUUGGAGAAGAAUAUUAGACCGUAUUGGCAGACAGAGUAUAAUGGAAUAAGUAAAUAUGAAGUGUAAAAUAAAGAUAGAGGAGAAUUAAAUACUUUCGAAUGUUAAAAUAAGUAAAUGAAAAGAAGGUUAGAAGGAUUUGCUGGAGAUACGAUUCAAAUUAGAAUACAAAGCAGAGAGGUGAGAGGAAGUCACGGAAAUAAGUAAAUGGGAAAACGGUUUUAAAGGUUUAAUUUGAUUUUUUGUUACUUUUUUAUUGUGACUUUUUGUCCUUUGUAUUUUUCUUUUGUAUUGUUCGUUUUUUGUAUAAGAUGUAUGUGAUUUGUUUUUCUUUUCCUACUUUUUUCUUUUUCUGUAAUCUUAAAAUUGGAAUAAAUAUUCUUAAAAAAACCAAACAAAACAAACAAUUAUCCUCAGCCACACGCAUAGCAUCUUUAGUUUCCACCAAAUGUCUUUUGUUCCAGUAGUUUCUAUCCAUUGAAGAUAGGAGUUCCAUCUGUUCCUUAUCAUGGUAGAUUUGAACUUCCACGUUGUUUCCUGUGAUGUUACUACGACAAUGUCCGACUGUUGUUCAGUUUUAACUUUAAUUUAUUUGAAUUAAUUUUGGGAUGCAUUUUAAUCAAUUGCUUGCUUGUUUUUAUGCAUAUUGUAUUAUUUAUACGUUAGCCGCUCUGAGCCUGGCUCCGGCCAGGGAGGGUGGGGUUCAAAUAAAUAAAUUAUGAUGAUGAUGAUGAUGAUGAUGAUGAUGAUGAACAUUUUCCAACUCUGCAAUAUCUUUUUUUUCAGGUGAGGUGACCAGAAUCGCACACAGUACAGUGGUACCUCAGGUUACAUACGCUUCAGGUUACAUACACUUCAGGUUACAGACUCCGCUAACCCAGAAAUAGUGCUUCAGGUUAAGAACUUUGCUUCAGGAUAAGAACAGAAAUCGUGCUCUGGCGGCACAGCGGCAGCAGGAGGCCCCAUUAGCUAAAGUGGUGCUCCAGGUUAAGAACAGUUUCAGGUUAAGUACGGACCUCCGGAACGAAUUAAGUACUUAACCUGAGGUACCACUGUAUUCCAAAUGCAGCUGUGCCAAAGAUUUGUAUAACGCAAUGAGUUACAUUUCAUUGCAGCCCAUAACUGUAUAAAGUCUGGAGAACCCAGUUUGGAAAUCACUGUGUAAGAAGCAGCACUGCCAAUCUCCCAUCCCUUUGGAUUUACAUGUGAAAGAAGGCGCCUUUGAUCAGCUGGCUAGCCUCACAUUGUUCCAUGGAGAAAGAAUAAGAAAGGAAAGACAGCCUCUUUUAUAUCGCUGACAGCCGCUCCUAAAAUGACACUGGUCCUUCAGCAAUGCUUUAAAAUGUCACUAUUCUUUGGUAGGAAAAAUGACAGCACAGCAUAUUUUUGCAGAAAGAUAUUGUUGCAAGUCAACAUUUCAUGUAGCAGGAAUUCAGGACCUUGAAUAAGUUGGCAGACCAAACUAUGGCCGCAUACGCAUCAAAUGUUUGAAGCACAGAUUCCUCCCAAAGAGAUCUGGGAACUGUACUGUAAUUAUGGGAAUGGUAGUUCUGUGAGGGGCAAACUAUAGUUCCCAGGAUUCUUUCAGCAGGGGCGGAUGUGCUUUAAAUGUAGGGUGUUUUUGCAAUCAAAUCUGGAUGAACUCUCAGUGAAGAAGCUGUCUGGAGAAACUGUCCGUCUUCUGAGUGGCUGCAAUGAGGAGUACAAGCCAGUGCUGCAAGUUUUCAAGUGACUACCAGGCUAGCAAAUGUGCUUUAAAUGUAUAGUACACCCACCCACCCUGAGAGACAAGCUGAAGUGAGGAAAGAACAGGAAAUCAAAAAUAGCACUCUCAAAUUCUGUCCUAUCUGGUCCUGCCAACAUUGUAGGACCGUCACAAACCUAGUUACUUGGCUUUGGCAAAGAACCAGGUGGGCGGCUCCCACAUGAGACAGAAUUUGGGAGCGGGGAUGAGUGUUACGGACUGUCUUGUUCUUAAAAUGUAUUGGCAGCCCCUCCUGACUAGCUCCUUCAGGAGCAACGAACACUGUUCACCUGCUCCCAUGAACAGUUUUUGGUAGUUUAUUAGUGUCUGCUCAUUUUUUUAAAAAAAAUGUUCAACGGGAUUAUAUACUCCAAUUACAAGAGAUUAAAGGCCUUUUUCUGUAGCUGUGAUGGAAGAGCAAAAGGCAGCUUAGCCUUAUUGAUCGUUCCAGCUCAUAACUAGUUCUGUCUCCCUUUGGCUUUGGACCUGUGGAGCGUGUGGCUUGGUUUCUCCUGCCCAAACAUCCCAGGUUGCUGCUGUGUGUCACAGCCUUGCCUCAAUAUGACAGGCUCCCUGGGAUCAAUUUGCACUAAACACAGGGCUGAUGACCUAAGGCUGAGAAAGCUGACAAACGCAUUGUGGUGAUGAGGCAAAUAGAUGUCAAUGUGCAGGUAGUAUGGCAAUGUACAACUGUUUGGGCUGCAGCCUUCAGGCCAUGUCUAAUAAGGGUGGUAGCGGUAUUGGGCAUAUCCCAGCCAACGCUAAGCCCCUUCAAACAACGUUUAUUUCCUUGGGAAAGCAAUGCAUAAACUUCCUACAGCUGGAUGGGAGCAUUCAAAUCUCCUACAGCAGUGUUGGGGGGUGAGGGCCACAUUGCUUUCUGGCCAUCUUCUGGGGGUGUCUCAUGUCAUGGUUGGUGGUAUCAGAAGCACCAGUGGUCAGAGAAGUAAAUGUGAAUGGUGCUUUUGUACAGGAUGCACCCCUCUCUAUUCUCCAUCCAGGAGAGAAAUGGAGGAUAUGUGGCAUGAGGAGGGCCUGGGAAAGAGAUGUGGAGGGCCAUAGCCAGCCCCAGAACAUGAGGUUCCCCAUCUCUGUCCUGUGAGUGACUUGGCUCUAGUCAGGAAGGUAGCAGUGUUGGUCUGAUGCAGUCAAACCUUUUUUUUAAAUUGUCCAGUAGCACCUUAGAGACCAACUAAGAAGUUCUGGGUUUAAGCUUUGUGUGCUACUGGACAAUUUUUUAAAAAAUAUUUUUUUUUGCUCUAGUCACCAAUUCUUGGCCUAACUUACCUGACAGGUGUGACACAAGGGUCAGUUGGGCCCAGGCCCAGCCCAUAUGCUGUCCUGAGCUCCUCAAAGGAAAAGUGGGAGGGGGCAACAGAAUUAAUAAUGACAGGACUCCUUCGCUGAAUUUUUUUAAAGCGCUUUUAUGAAACGCCAACCAUAACAAACAUACAAAAACUACUUCUACCUGUAAGAAUAUUGUUCAUUUGUGGUGGGGAAGGAUUAGUCUUUUUAAAUUUCUCAUUGCCUCGUGCUUCAGGUGGUACCAGUGGCUAGCAGUGCUUUUAAACAACAGCAUCCUAAUAAGACUACAAUCCUUUCUUCUUUCAGGUAUGGAAGCACUAUUGCUUGCUGCUGGAGCACAUGGGAAAGGUCCCGGGUUUAAUCCCUGACAUCACCAGGUAAGGCUGAGAAAGACCCCAGAAAGCUGCUGUGUCAGUCAGUGUCAGCAGUGUUGAGAUAGAUGGACUAAGGACUCUACUUCCUAUGAGCUUUGGGAACUGCAGUAAAACUUCAAAUUGGUGCUUACCCUCAAAACUGGCAGCUUAGCACUGCUAGCUGAAUCUGUGUUUAUCUUCUGCGAAUUUUUGUAUAAUGAAGGCUUGGAAAGAGGCCAUGAGUAUAAGGAGUAGGUCAGUUUGGUCUCAGGGUUUGGAUCUGAAAUGUCAGGAUUUCAGCCUCCUCAGGGUCUCCAGGGGAAGAAGGAAUUUGUACCACACAGAAUCUUAGUAGGAAAUUAAGUGACUGAAAACCAUCAACACAAAUCAUACACAUUCAUUUUUUAUAAUUGAGCAUUUGGUGAUGUCACAGGAGCACAAUGGAAGGCAAAUUGAGCUCAGAUUAAAUCUAGCUUUGUUUGAUGUUUUGUUUCUUUAUAUUUUGCUGGAAGCCGCUCGGUGUGGCUGAGGUAACCCAGUCAGAUGGACGGGGUAUAAUAAAUUAUUAUUAUUAUUAUUAUUAUUAUUAACCUGUUGUGGUUGUCCAGGACAAUCUGUAUUAUUCUGGCCUUAAGACAUCUGCAUGCUUUUGUGCCCACAAGCAUGCAUGGCAUCUGUCAACAGAAAUGUGUAACUGCUUCAGAAGCAAUCCAUGGUGCUGAUUUUAAGAUUGAAAUUCCUAAGUAGCUGAUUUUCUACAGACCACCAUUCCCUCUAUUUCAGUGCCACACUAACCAACAUGAUGGAGACUGUACCAUCUACACUAUAGGCUACGCACCCAUGCAACAGUUUGGGGGUCUUCUCUCUGUGACUGCUCGCUAUCUCUGUAUGCAGUCUACCACAAUCUAACCAUCACAACAAUAACAAAAAGCAGAUUGCUCUUUCAGUAACCAGGCUCCCCUUCUUCUAGCCAAAUUGUCAAAUUGUCUGAGCCCCUCACUUAAUAACCCAAGAAUUCCACCUUGCUUUCGGUUCACAGGGCCACAGCAGAUCUGGGAUUCCCAAAGACAACGCCUCGCCUGCAUUCGUGCCUGUGGCUACAUUUGGUGCUUUUGCUUAAACCUGCAUUCUUUCCCACCACUUCCUUCUUGCUGAUCUGAUAAGGCCUCCUUCUCACGAAAGGUGGCUUUUACCUUGAAAAUUGCACCCUGCUGGCUGCAGAUCAUCAGGCCACAGGAAUAUAAACAGAUGGCCUUGCCCUGACUUAGCCCAGCCCAGAUCAGAUUAAUUUCCUGCAGCCAGCCAGCCAGUCAGCUGGUGGCGAAAGCUACCAGGCGGGGAUUAGGUUAUCAUUUCCAAGGCUCAGAAUUAAUAAUGACAAAUUCAUUAAGAGUUCUCUCUUGGGUAAGGUUGAGAGAAAUAUGUGAGAUUCCCGAUGCUUCCUCUUUAUUGCACACCAUUUUUAUCCUCCUUGGUUCUUGACUUUCCCCUCAUUCAUUUUCUUUGCCCUUGACUCUUUCUUUUUCUUCCUUUCCACAAAUUGGGGGGUAAUUUGCACAGAGGCAUUUUCUAAAGUGCGAGUAGGUGCACAUCUAAGGAUCUCAGCACCCUUCACUCAUUAACGUUAGGGCGUUUUUAAUAUAUGGGUAAAAAAUUAACAUUUAAAGCCAAGUCUCCAAAAGGAAGUGCAAAGUAUAAGCCCAAAGUACAUAUCUGUGCUUUUGUAAACACCCAGGCACAGAGACACGUGCCUGAUGGAAGCCUUCUCCUGAUGUCUUCACACAUGAUAUUCUUACACGCGAGUAAGAAACUUCAGCCACGUGUGAAGAUCGGGCAGGUCUGCGUUUUGCGCCGGAUCAGCCCGGCAACCUUCCCACGGAGCGCCCAUGAUCCAUCCAGCCCAGCAGGCACUUGCGUGUUUGUCUCCCCUCCCGACCCGUAUGCGUUUCCCCCGGGCAGCCUUAGUAGUGGAACCAGACGGGGCAGCGACCCUCCUCCUCCAGCCAGGCCUGCUGGCAGCUCUCUGAGGGAGGGAGGCGUCGCGGCUGCCCGCGCAGCCCCUGAGCAUGUGGCUGAAGUGGAAGGAGCCCAGCCGAUCUUGCCAUCUGCAGCUCCGCGCUGCUGAUCUCGGCUAAGGAGGUUGGGGGAAGCGGGCCAGAGGAGGGGAGCGGCGGCGGCGGAGGAGGAGGAGGGCGGGGUCUUCAGGUGCUCAGCACCGUCCUUCGCUCGCUGCGAGCCAGACGCCGUUGGAGAAGUGCGAGGCGGCAGUUGGGCGGCGAGAAGUCGCGGGGAACGGAUCGGGUCCCUCUGCCACGGCCCCCUCGCGGAAUCCUCUGCCGGCAAGAGCGGGGCGCGACGCCGCCAGCCCUUCCUCGGAAUCCCCUGCAUGCCUGGAUCCCUCGGCUGCCGGAGGAAGAGCCAGAGGCCGGCGGGCUGGAGGACCUCCGCUUUGAAGCUGCUGCACUCACCGUUGGGCAGUACUACCUCCUACCUCCCCCCGCCACACGCACGCACACAUUCUAGGUUGGGCGCCCCGAGGGUCGUGCGACGGAGAGAUGCAAACGGCGACUGCCUCGAUCCUCGACGUUUCAAGGACGGUGGUGAUCCGCGAGGACGGCAACCAUGCCCAGAAUAACUACACGGGUAAGGAAAGAGCCGUCUUGGCAGCGGAGGGUCGCCUGGAAGGGGGGCAGGGAGGGGGGUCUGCGCUGCGCUGCCUGGCGCUUGAGAUGGGCGCAACGACACAAAAUUGGGGGGGGGGCAAGGGAAGAGGUCUUGGAUUGUAUGGGUGGGAAAGCCCAGCCAGGUGUGGCAUCUGGGUUUGGGCAGGUACCCCGAGAGAGACAACCCCCGCCCGCACACUUUCCCUGUAGGCAUGAUGAGCCCCCUGAAAAGAGAAGCCCCGGGUUUCCUUUGGAAGGGCUGCUCUUCCGAGGACCUGUCGUCCUUAUGACUGCACGAUGCUGAAGGAUGGGCACUCUGCAGAUGCCUCGAGGCGCUCUGGUUUGGAGCGUUGCUUGUUAAACUCCAACCUUGGCGCCGAAACAGGUUCCGGGGCUGAGCCCUGCUUCUGUUCCGUGAUGCGGAGGAGCCACCGCUCAGGCGCAAGCGAUGAAUGGAACAGGCUCCCGAGUUCAUCUUCUGCCAUCAGCGCCACUUAAAAGUUCAGAGGUGGCUGGUAGGAAAGAUCUUUUCUUGAGCCCUUGGGGAACUGCUGCCUGUCAGAAAACACAGUCCUGGGUUGCACUGACCAGCGGGCUGAGUCAAUGCAAAGUUUGCUAGUGGUCAGGAAGAUCCUUCAGAGGCUCACUCCUGAAGCCCUGCGGCGGUCUUUCAUCCUCAAACGGGCCUAACCAAACUCUGUAACAUUUCUGAGGAGCAAAUUGCUUUGUGUUUGGUCCCAGGUUCAAUCCCAAGCUUCUCUAGGCAACCCUGGGAAAUAAUUCUGGAGAGCUGCUACUGUUCUCAAAGGUACUACUCUGUAUAAGGUAGCUCCUUUUGUUUCUAUCUCAUUUACCCCAUCCUCAUGAGACAGGCCACCUUCUUAUUUUAUAGACUUAGGGAGAAGUUUAGAGACAGUGAGUUGUCUGCAAUACCGCCUCCAGAUUCACAGAGAGAUCAGGAUGCAGAUUUCAGAGGCAUUCAAGGUAUCCUCUGCUGUAUGUAUCCUGCACGACUCUUCUCCUGUAUGGGAAACAUUUCCCUGCAGUGAAAUAAAUGUUGGAUUGAGCUUUUGGUGGGGGUGUUUGGAACCUAUGAAGAGGCCCCCAAAUCUGACAUGCACUUCAGGCUGUAUUUUUGGGUAACCCAUAUCAGAUCAGAGGAGUGACUUAGGCGUAGUAAAGCAAGAUACAGGAUAAUAUAUCUGCCUGCACUGUAGUUUGCCCAAUCCGGCUACCUGGAAGAGGAACUAGCUUCUGAAUUUAAAUUCAGAUUUAACGAAGCUGACUUCAGGGCCAAAAAUACACAUUAUGUGAGAAAUCCAUAACAGUUCUUGCUUUAAAGUGGAAGCUUUCUCCUUGCACUAUUUUCCUGAUCUAACCUUUUCUGUCUCUGAAAAAAAAGAUAACCAAGCUGCUGUUAGCCCACUGGAGGAAAGAAAUUGCAGAUACAUCCCUCUUCUAGAGUUAAAAGCAGGUUGUUGAGUGUGAUUUAGAAUGAGAAAAUGGUUAGUGUGUGUGUGUGUGUGUAAAAUCAUCAACACUGACACUGCUCCAGUCAAAUGUGAAGCCCCCACAGCUGCUUUAAUGUAAAAAAAAAAGAAAGACGAUGGGCAAUCUAAUAAUAGAGUUUUCAUGUGAUGUCUAUUUUGGCUUUAGUAUACCUACAGAGGAUUUUUCUCUUCCUCGUCUUCAGAGGAAGCAACUUACUUUUGAUUUGGGCACCCUUCAGGAUAUCCUAAAAAUAUAUGCUCAUCAUGAUGGCAUCCUAAAGUGAUAUACUCAAUGCUAAAUGUACCAGGAGAGAUGGGGGGGGGGGGGAUUCAUUGCUUUUUAUAGGGGAAAUCUAGGCACAUGUGUAUCUUUGGCCGGAUACGACAGUUACAGUAUUCAGAACUAAGAAAUCACCAAGGGGCAAACUACCCAGUAAAUGCAUUACUUUGAAGCAUGUCAGGGGUUUCCUUUUAAAAAUGUAACAGUGAACAUGCCCCCCCAUUGAUUUCCAUUGAGGCUAUCAGGUGCAGGUAGGUAAGGAUUAACUUUUCAGUUCCCAGCCAUAGUCCCAAUGAAACUAGCUUUCCCUGCCCCAUUGCUGUUAGCCUUAGAAAAGCUCCCAUUGUUGCUCUUCCUGGAUGAAAAUUCCCUCUUGUGUCUACUAUUUUUUUUAAAAAAGAAAACAAAACUGGCAUGCUUCCAAGUGACAUGUAGUUGGCCCUGAUUUAACUUUGCUGCUCAGCUUGUUAGUGUCUAGAACAAAUGCUGCCCAUUGUCUUUUAGUAGAGGAGGCAAUAAAGGGAAACCUAUUUUGACUUGCUGAUUUCAGCUCAGUUGGAGCAGAGCAGAAUGCACAUCCUUUGAAAGAGACUAAAAUCGUACCCUUCACUUCCCUCUUGCUGGUGCACCACUCAUUUCUGCUUCCUUUACAAUUCUUACCGUAAAGAGGGAAGUGAUGUCAGCUGAGGUCAUGCAAUAAGCUGGCCUCACGCAGAGCGAGGAUUUCUCGGCAAGGACACUUUCAGUGGUCAUUAGUGGAAUGUGCUUGCAGACACACCGUGAUACGGAGAAUAGGACAAUAGUACGUAUUGAAAGUCAAUAAUGAGUUCCUUUAUACUUAGGAGAAAAUGAAACUGACGCUGUGGUGCAGCUCUCUUGAGAAGUCAUCCAUUCACGGCAGCAGUAAACUUUAUUUCCUAUCCCCUUGAGCUAAAACAGAGGAUUCAUUGCACUUUCCAAAAUCUGGAACUGGGAGGAAUGGCCUGCUGGGCAGUUCAUGAUGAGGAUGAUAAAAUAAAGCAGUUUCCCUGCUUUUAUUGCUAUCUGGAAUUUUGAGUGCAAUGCUAAGCAUUCACUGAACAUCAAAGUGAACGGGUACAGGAUGUGCUAGUCCUUUUCUUUUAGCAGAAGCCAUCUCAAUAUUUUCAGAUAAAACCAAACAAACCUUCCGCAAAUGAUGCUUUCCUUAAUGCACCUUUCACCUUUUUCUGAUGUUCUGAAGCCAAUACGGCCACAUACAAAUUGGAGGUGUCAGCAAGGUCAGGAAAGCCCCCAUGUUUACAGAACUAUAAAACUAUUUUGGGGCAAAACCCCAAAGUGAGGUGGGGUGCAGUCCGGUGAAGACUGAGUGCUGUCACUGAAUGCUGACUGACAGUCAGGAGGAGAUGGGAAACCAUGUUGGAGAAGCAGUGGAAUUGAGUUCUGUGAAGGGGGGCAUGGCUGGCUAUCUUCCACUUAUUUUUGCAGCCCAGAUAAAUAUGAAGAACGGGGAAGUCUUCUGUUCCCCAUUUACAGCCCAAACGUUUGUGCCAGCGGCAGAAGUUGCCCGUCUAAAUCUCCUGCUCCCGGAGCAGCAGCACUGAGUGCACCUGUCUUUCACGUCCUUCUUUUCACUUGUAUGUUUUGUUGCAAGGCUAUUAGAAAUGUAAUCUACUUUGCUCACAUAAAGCCUGAUUCUGUGGGCUUUACUUUACUAUUUAUGGUACAGUAAUGGACCACCAAGGGAGCCGUACACUAAGAAGAACGGCCUGUUCCAGGUUGGCUGCCUCACUGAACCCAUACAGCUUAUCAGUCAAAGGUGCUGGGAUGCUGGCAGUUGAAGCGACAGAGUGAUCUGUAUGAAAAGUGGCAUCUCUCACUUAUGUUGCUGUUCUACCCUCACUUACGAAACUAUUCAAACAGAAAUGCACAGUGGUGGGCACGCUUCCCUUUCCCAACAAAUGUCAGACACCCCUUAAAUAUGUUGCGGCGUCAGGAGAGUGCAGUCCAUAGCUCUUCCUGUCAGCUGCCUCAAAAUUCCGCUAAGAAAAUGGCUGCCCUUCUGCUUGUCAGCCCUUUGAAACAGCUUACACUGGUGGUCAUAGAUGAUGUGUGUCUGUGUAUCGGGGUGGUUUGUGCAAUGCAUCAUGCUUUUCUAGAAGGAAUUGUUGCUGGUUGUAGUUAAGUAGCCUACUGCAGGGCUGUGACGACAGUCCAUAAUGUUACGCUCAUACAACUUCUUCAAGGGAUGAGAAGUUCAGAUGUGCUGCUUUUACCAAGCAUUGGUGUCCUAGAGAAUGGGGUUAUGGCAUAUUGUAGUGUUUGGGUUUAUUUACCAGUAUACAGGUUGAACUCCAAAAACAGCCAACUUCAUUGCCUCACAUCAGAGCUUUUUAUUACAUUCUAGUGGAUGGUAAACAUCAGGCCAGGGUGUGUGUGAAAUGAGGUCCCCCAGGCUUGACCCUUAGGACUCUACCCAGAUCAUACACCCUCUCUCUAGGCUUCUGGCAUAUCUUCACACACUAGGUAUUUUUGUCUGUGUCUGGCCCUGCUCACCAUUGGUAUGUGGCCCUCAGAAGCUUGCCCAGAAGGGAUUGUGGCCCUCGGGCCCUACUGUUUGUAAUGUUCAUAUUUUACUUUCUUGCAUUGCUGUAAGUUGUCUUCAGACCUUUUUUAGUGGAAGGCAAUAAAUCAAGUAAUAAAAAUGAAAGGCAUUCAGCAUUCCAGAAUGCUCUUUAUAGACAGUCUCUAAUAGUGUAGCAAUAAAAUUGCUAGCACAUUUGCAAAGCUAAGCAGGGGCCGGUAUGGUUUUGAAUUGGAUGGGUAACCGCGUGUAGAAUUGCAGGGGGUGGGACUAGAUGACACUUGGGGUCCCAGUUAUAUGGUUCUAUGAUUCUUAAUCUCUUUGUCUUUCUCUCUGUGUGUCUCCAAAAAUCAAUUCAUAGAUGUACACACCUAUGGAGACCUAUAUUGCAUCAAAGUUACCUAGGGAGAAAACUAUGCCCGCCUGCUCCCUCUUCUGAUCAGCUUUCCCUAUUCAGAACAUUCCUAAGUGGUCUUGCAUCAAGAAGCAGUCUUCUAACAAUUAUCUCCAAUGGAGACCCAUUGCCAGAAUACCCCGGGCUAUUAACACCCCUUUGUCAAGUUCAAGACUCUGCCCCCUGCAUAUUGACAUGGGUAGUCAGUGUGGUUUCCUCCAAAUUUUGUUGGACUACAACUCCUAUCAGUCCCAGCCAGCUUUGCCAAAGGUCAGAGAUGAUGAGAGCUGCAGUCCAACAACGUUGGGAAAGCACCAUGUUGCCUUAAGGCAAUCCACAGUGAUAGCUCAGUCCAUGUGAAUUGGAUUGUAAAACCAAUAGCAAUGAAUUGUCAUGAGGAGUUUGAAAGAAACUGUAUACAGGGAGUGGGCUGGGCCCUCUGAUUUCCCUUGCCAAAUACAGUUAUGGCAUCUAGUCAAGAUAGAUGCUCAAAUCUUUUUGUCAUAAAACGAUGGAAGAAAUCAUGUCAGGAUUGAGAGCACACUUAGAAAUUCAGCUUCUCUUUCGUCAGGGGCUGGGUGAACAGACAGAUUAUCCUGGAGUGGACUUAUUAUUUGGAAAGACCUGCAGAACCAUAAAAAUGUUUUUGUGUAUGAGAGGGCAGGCCAUGCAUAUGUAUCCCUGAAGUGACUGCAUGGGAGCUUCUGUGUGUGAAAUGCUUACUGCUGAUAAAUAACUUCAUUUACCUGAAAAGCAUUUACCGUAUUUUUCGCCCUAUAAGACGCACUUUUUCCCCUCCAAAAAUGAAGGGGAAAUGUGUGUGCGUCCUAUGGGGCGAAUGCAGGCUUCGCGGACCUCUCCGCCAGCAGCGGACCUCUCCUUCAGCAUGCAGGCACCUCUCUGCAAGCAGCGGGAGCGCUCCCGCUGCUUGUGGAGAGGUGCCUGCAUGCUGAAGCCUGCGCUCACUGAUCUCAGCGCGUCCAGGCUUCGCGGACCUCUCCACAAGCAGCGGGAGCCAGCGCUGGGCCCCCACGGCUUGCAGAGAGCUGCCUGUUUGGGGGCUGGGGUCGGGGAAAUUCGGGCUUCCCCCGCCCCAGCCCCGCGCCUGGGGGGGAAAUAAUUCCCUCCCCUUUAUUUCCCCCCCCAAAAAACUAGGUGCGCCUUAUGGGACGGUGCGUCCUAUAGGGCGAAAAAUACGGUAUAACAGAAAUUUUACACAUGUAAAACAAUUUUUUAUUCAUAUACAAAGCAGAUUGGACAGGAAUUUAGUGAGGGGAAAGUGCGCCCAUUUGCACUGUCUUAGGCUGCAUUAAAUGUCCCCUCCUGGGGCUGAGUUGCGCAAAAGGUUUAGAGUCCCCACUUUACGUAUAGGCAUAAUUGUCAUAGUCCUGUCAUUUCUCAGCUUACAGCAAAGGCCAUUUACCUUAGCGUUGCCAUUACUGCCAAGGGACCCAAUUUCACUGCAAAACAAUGACUGACCAAAAGCUAAAAGCACAAAAAAAUUGCUUCUAUAUUUUUGCAUUAACAGGGGAUUGGAUGAGGUGGCCUUUGAGGUCAUUCCAGCUCCAUGGUUUUACGAUCACUCCCAGAAAUCACCAGUCAUUUAACUAGAGAACUCAUAGCAGCAGGCAAAGACAUUCAAAUUGCCAGUCUCCAGAAGUAAAAGCAGUGCUUUUUUCUGGUUGGUACACAGUACCAACACCUUUUUUUUUUCUAGAAGAAAAGGCACUGGUUAAAAGCAUGGCACGUACUGUAACAACUUGUGAGUACCGGCACCUUUUAUUCUAGAAGAAAAACACUGAGUAAAACAAUAUAAUGUUCCCUUAUAGAGGAGCUGCUUGAGUCCUGACUUUAUUCCCCUCAGACACAGACCCUGGAGUGAAUUAAGAGAAUGUAAGUCUCAAUCAGUCUUUAAUUCCAGGUUCUACAAUAGCCAUUGAUUGCUUUUUUAUUAGUUAGGCAGACCAGAGGCCUGAGGUAGAAGCAGGGUAAUUAAUCUGGCUGGAAAACUAUUAAUAAUUCCCAGGCACUCCCAUUUUAGCCAGCAUACUAAUGGACUCAGGAGUUCUGCAUUUUGGAGCCUAACAAGAGGCCUUCUGGGGUCAGGCCAAAGGCCUUUCUAGUUCAGCAUUCAGUUUCCCAGAGGCCUCUUGGGAAGUCCACAAACUGGGCAUGAGAGCAAUAUCCCUCUCAUACUAUGGCUCCUCCGGUGACUGGCAUUCCGAGGUAUGCUACCUCUGACCCUUAUGGCCAUGAAGACUAGCAGCUGUAUUGAUAGUGUUGUUCUCCAUAAAUUUGUUUAAUCCCAUUUUAAAGCCGGCUGAGAUGGUGGCCACCACUGCAUCUAGUGGCAGCGAUUUCCAAAGCUCUGCAGCGGUGUUUGUAUGAAGACAGGUGAAGGGAACAAAGGGGUUUGUGAUAUCUUUUGAACACAGCCAAACUGGCUCUCCCUCGGGGCAUAGGCUGAUGUGGUGGUUGGUUCCACAGAACUAGCCAUAGCUCAGUGGCACAGCAUCUAUGCUGUGUGCAGAAGCUCCCAGAUCCAAUCCCUGGCAUCUCCAGUUAGGGCUGGGAGAGACUUCCUCUCUGAAACCUUGGAGAGCUGUUGCCGGUCAGUGCUGACAGUCCUGAGCUGGACAGAUCAAUGGGCAGACUCAGGGUCACAGGCAAGGAUGCCUUCCUACCAAUAUGGCAGAUAGCAUCUCUGCCCCCAAACAAAAAACCAGGCAAGUCCAUUCUAUGCUCAUUGCAUCCAUAGAGUAUCUUGAGUAAAGUUCAUCAGGUGAUGGGAAUGAUUCUCAUUGAAACUGGGCCUCCUCUUCACAGUAAGAGGGCUUUGUCAGCAAUUCAGAAUUAAUAGGUAAAGGAUAAAGGACAGGGUGUCUCUCUGUGUUGCCCAGCUGCUUGUAAAUGAUUUGUUUCAGUGAUGUUACCUUGUGGGAAAUGCUUAGAGAUAAAGUGUGGGCAGGUGGGGGUGAGUGAAGACUUCACCUUGCAAGGCGCUUGCCUACCUUUCUCAGACCCGAGCAACCUUGUGAAUCCCUUUUCGGACGUCAGUGUUUCCAGAAGCAAUGGUCCGCAAAUCUGCACUUUAAAAAGCUGCCUGCUGCUCAGCCAUGAAAAGGUCAAGGGAACUGUGCUUCUAGCAAUGUCCGUCCUCCCCGUUCCGAGCGAAGAGAUCAAAGCCGGGAUAUAAGUAAUAUAUUACCUGCAAUAUAAAAUGCGAGCACACCAGGCGGGCUGCAUAUCCUUGCUUCAGCUAGAAUCUGCCAUAAAGGAUAGUUGACUGUGUGGAAAGAAUUAAUAUGACGUAUACUUAACAUGACUUUGGUGCUCCAGGUGUGGAUCCUUCUGUAAUGAAAAUGGCACUGUGCAAUGUGUGCAUGCACAAGAGGGCAGUAUCAGUCGGCUUGGAUAUGGGAAGGGGGGGGAACCUCUUAAAGCCUUAAAACAGGCACUGUUGCAAGCGUCACAUCACACUUGUUCCACAUUUGUAAGAAAUUGGUCUUUUAAUGUGGCAACACAUGCACUUUGGAACUCCCUGCCUAUUGACAUCAAGCACGCUCUUUCACUGUACUCUUUUCAAUGCCUGCUAAAAACAUUUUUGUUUAGGCAAGCCAAUCCAGACAUACUGAACAUUUUAAUGUGUUUUGACCUGGUUUUAGCUUAUUGUUGAUUUUGAUUAUUUUUUAAUGUUUUAAAUAGUUGUUUUUACUGAUAAUUUUAUAUUAUUAGAAUCAUUUUACAGUGGUACCUCGGGUUACAGAUGCUUCAGGUUGCAGAUGCUUCAGGUUACAGACUCCGCUAACGCAGAAAUAGUACCUUGGGUUAAGAACUUUGCUUCAGGAUGAGAACAGAAACCGUGCGGUGGUGGCACGGCAGGCACCAUUAACUAAAGUGGUACCUCAGGUUAAGAACAGUUUCAGGUUAAGAACGGACCUCCAGAACGAAUUAAGUUCUUAAUCCAAGGUACCACUGUAUUUUAUUCCUUUUGGAAAAACCACUUGGACGUUUCAUUACAAUGAAGUGGUAUAUACAGUUUGUGAAAUAAAACCAAAUAAAUAAAUAAAGACAUCUCAAUAAGGACUGAACACAUGGUUAGCAGCCACAGAAUGCUGGGUGAUGUUGGUGGGAGGCCGAAAAUGGAGGAGUGAGGGAAUGGAAUGGAGUAUCGUGGAAGGAGGUAUGGCAGAAUAGAAGUAGUCCACACCACAACAUUCUGUCACAAGUUCCAUUACACACCCACACCCACACACCCACACACACACCCUGCCUUAGCCUUACUCUUCAAUACUUUCUUUAGACAAUGUAUGAAAAACUUGUCUUUCUACUUUAUCAUCAUUUGAGAACUGAAAAAGUGGGGUGCUUUGAAGGGCUGGCUUGACAGAGUUGUGUGAAAAUCCUCAUGCUUCAGAUGCUGUGAAGCUUCUGGAAAGUUCUAGUUGUGGUGCUUGGCUGAUGACGACCACUUUGCUGAUGGAAAUCACAUGCUGCACAAACACAUACACAUGUGAAGCACCAUCAGAGUCGGACAUAGGAGCAAGGCCCAAACAAGGAGUGUGUGGCUGAAAUCAUAAUAUAUAAUAAACUCUGUGAUAGUAGUCUGAAUUUCGACUGUGAGAAGCACCUAGAAAGCAGCUGUGGAUGGGGUGGUGAGGCAGCACUACGCACCUGACCUCUGGCUGGUCAUUUUGCUGCUGCUUACUAGGAGGUAAAGAGGGAGGUGGUGGUGAGUCUGGCACAGUGUGAAUGUGCCUGCAGAGUCAGUCCAGACUCCUGCCGGUGUGUUUGCACCACAUCCACCUCCCUUCUCUCUUUAUCUCCUGUUAAGCAGCUGUGAUGUGUCCAACCAGAGUCAGCUGAGUGAUGGCACCCCAAUGCUCGCUAGUGCUCAAAAGUCAUAUUCUCUCCAUCUCUUAGUUUGUUUGUUUUUAAGAAUUAGAUUAGCUAUCUUUUAACAUGAGGUUAGAAUUGGUACUAAGCAAGUAAUCAAACACAAUUUGGGUUUGCCUCUCUUGUUUUCUAGGCAGAUGUGCUGAUAUUGAUUGAAAAGGUGAGGGCCAUCUCUGCUUUGCUACAUUAACGGAGGAAGUCUGUUAGAACUAAUUUGUAGCGUUUUGCUUUGCCAUUCUUUUCAUUACAGUGAUAAACAAGCUUAACUUGUGCUUGAUCCCUGUCAUCUUCCCCUCGUCCCCCAGGGUCAGGGGAGCAAAAGCUUGGGCACGGCUGUUUAAUCAUUUGUAGGAUGUGCAAAGGCUUCCCGGUUAUCUUAUGCAUAUUCCUGCCUUGCCAAACAACAGUGUUUGCGUGUUUGCCACGACAUUUAUCUGCCAAGGUUGGUGUGCGAUUUUCAACAGGGUAGGAUCACCUGAACAUGCAUUGUCUGUAUUAUUUUGGAUGAUGGUAUAAUUAUGAUCCCAUCUUAUAGGCAUAGGGCAGGGCUGAUGGGAACUGAAAUGAUAUCUGCUUAAUUGUACAAGCUUAAGUGUAUAUGAUUUGCACAAUUAUUGCAUGUACAAGCAUUUCAUGUAGAUGUGUGGGCGGGAGUCCAGCCGGAUGUCCACCUCUCUGGUCAAUACAACUGACUGCCUACAUGAUUCUUACAUGAGCAAACUGUAAACACGAAGGGUCUGUAUGCAUAGUGCAAAAAGAACCCCCCCCUACGUAUUAGUAGUAAGAAGAGCCAUUGUAUGAAUAGUACUAGUGCUGUGGUACUAAUAGAUCAAUCACCACCUCCCAGCCUAUCCCACCUCAAAAGGUUGUUGUGAGAAUAAAUAGAAGGCAAGGAAGAAUAAUGUACACCAUUCUGAACAACUUGGAGGAACUGUAGGGUAUAAAUGGCAUAGUAAAUAAAUAUGUACAAGUGCUCUUGUUCAUAUUAAAAGAUGGAAUGGCUGACUAAUUGGUCACGAUACCCAGUAAUGGCUACUGCAGAUCAUUCAGAAGAACAGACCAUAGGUUUACUAAUUCUUUGCGAUGAAAAGUACAGCUCUUGUUACCUGUCCUGGUGAAGCUUUUUGGUUUCUGUCAUAAAAUGAACUGAUCCACUCCUGUACUUCCACUAUUUUAAUGGUUUUAGUGCAGGAAUUCAUGUGGCUGCCUUCUCUGGGUUCAGUAAAGUACAUUUCUGUUCUAGCGGUUCUGUAAUGGAGGUCAAAAUGGUGCGAAAAGAAUGAGCCUCGCUUAGCCUUGAGCUGGGUCAGCUUGAAAAUUCAGAAACGAAAAACUGGCUUACAUCUUCACCUUCCUCCCACAGAGAACGUUUCCCUCGUCUGGCACGAUCCAGUCUGAUGGAUGUCAUGUCACUCUUGCUUCAGCAUGGUCAUGUUGCCAUUGUGAGAUUCUGUAGAUGCACCAUGGGCGUUAUUUGGGGUGCUGAACAGCAUUCGAAUAUAAUAGCUUCCAUGUUGUAAAAAGUUGAAAUAAAAGGAAGCCCUGUGGAACUCUUUUCUUAGUAAGUGGGCUUGUAAGAUUUACCAGUUCUGUUCCAGAAAGAAAGAAGCUUGGCUCUUAAAACUGGGAUCUUCUGUUGUUUUCAUGUCGUACAUCUUUUGCAAUUCCAAGGUCUACAGGUUAAAGCAAAACAAAUGCAAACUAUUAGAAGUUUUCACAUUGUCAUAGAAUCAUAGAAUCAUAUAAUCAUAGAGUUGGAAGAGACCACAAGGGCCAUCGAGUCCAACCCCCUGCCAAGCAGGAAACACCAUCAGAGCACUCCUGACAUAUGGUUGUCAAGCCUCUGCUUAAAGACCUCCAAAGAAGGAGACUCCACCACACUCCUUGGCAGCAAAUUCCACUGUCGAACAGCUCUUACUGUCAGGAAGUUCUUCCUAAUGUUUAGGUGGAAUCUUCUUUCUUGUAGUUUGGAUCCAUUGCUCCGUGUCCGCUUCUCUGGAGCAGCAGAAAACAACCUUUCUCCCUCCUCCAUGUGACAUCCUUUUAUAUAUUUGAACAUGGCUAUCAUAUCACCCCUUAACCUCCUCUUCUCCAGGCUAAACAUGCCCAGCUCCCUUAGCCGUUCCUCAUAAGGCAUCGUUUCCAGGCCUUUGACCAUUUUGGUUGCCCUCCUCUGGACAUGUUCCAGUUUGUCAGUGUCCUUCUUGAACUGUGGUGCCCAGAACUGGACACAGUACUCCAGGUGAGGUCUGACCAGAGCAGAAUACAGUGGCACUAUUACUUCCCUUGAUCUAGAUGCUAUACUCCUAUUGAUGCAGCCCAGAAUUGCAUUGGCUUUUUAGCUGCCGCGUCACACUGUUGGCUCAUGUCAAGUUUGUGGUCAACCAAGACUCCUAGAUCCUUUUCACAUGUACUGCUCUCAAGCCAGGUGUCACCCAUCUUGUAUUUGUGCCUCUCAUUUUUUUGGCCAAGUGCAAUACUUUACAUUUCUCCCUGUUAAAAUUCAUCUUGUUUGUUUUGGCCCAGUUCUCUAAUCUGUCAAGGUCAUUUUGAAGUGUGACCCUGUCCUCUGGGGUGUUAGCCACCCUCCCAGUUUGGUGUCAUCUGCAAAUUUGAUCAGGAUGCCCUUGAGUCCAUCAUCCAAGUCGUUGAUAAAGAUGUUGAAUAAGACCGGGCCCAAGACAGAACCCUGUGGCACCCCACUAGUCACUCUUCUCCAGGAUGAAGAGGAACCAUUGAUGAGCACCCUUUGGGUUCGGUCAGUCAGCCAGUUACAAAUCCACUGAGUGGUAGCAUAGUCAAGACCGCAUUUUACCAGCUUCUUUACAAGAAUAUCAUGGGGCACCUUGUCAAAUGCCUUGCUGAAAUCAAGGUAGGCUACAUCCACUGCGUUCCCUUCAUCUACCAGGCUUGUAAUUCUGUCAAAAAACGAGAUCAGGUUAGUCUGACAUGACUUAUUUUUCAGAAAUCCAUGCUGACUAUUGGUGAUCACAGCAUUCCUUUCUAGCUGCUCACAGACUGUUUGCUUAAUGAUCUGCUCCAGAAUCUUCCCUGGUAUUGAUGUCAGACUGACUGGGCGGUAAUUAUUUGGGUCCUCUCUUUUCCCUUUUUGAAAAUAGGGACAACAUUUGCCCUCCUCCAGUCUGCCGGGACUUCGCCUGUUCUCCAGGAAUUCUCAAAGAUGACUGCCAGUGGUUCUGAGAUCACAUCUGCCAGUUCUUUUAAUACUCUUGGAUGCAGUUCAUCUGGCCCUGGAGACUUGAAUACAUCUAAACUAGCCAAGUAUUCUUGUACUAUCUCCUUAGUUAUUCUGGGCUGUGUUUCCUCUGCUGAAUCAUUUGCUCCAAAUUCUUCAGGUCGGGCAUUGUUUUCUUUAUCGGAGAAGGCUGAGGCAAAGAAGGCAUUGAGGAGUUCAGCCCUUUCUGUGUCUCCUGCUUGCAUUUCACCAUCUUCUCCUCUGAGUGACCCCACUGUUUCUUUGUUCUUCCUUUUGCUACGAACAUACCCAUAAAAGCCUUUGGUGUUGCUUUUAACCUCUCUAGCAAGCCUGAGUUCAUUCUGUGCUUUAGCUUUUCUGACUUUGUGUCUACACGUGCUGGCUAUUUGUUUGAAUUCCUCUUUGGUGGUUUCCCCCCUUUUCCAUUUUUUGUACACAUCCUUUUUAAUCUUAACUCAGUUAAAAGUUCUUUAGAUAGCCACCCUGGCUUCUUUAGGCACCUUCCAUGUUUCCGUCCCAUUGGUAUUGCCUGACGUUGUGCUUUUACUAUCUCCCUCUUAACAAACUCCCAGCCAUCAUGAACUCCCUUUCCUUUUAGUAUUACUGUCCAUGGGAUCUCACCCAGCACUUCCUUAAGUUUUAUGAAGUCGGCUUUCUUAAAGUCAAGAAAUUGAGUCCUAGUAUGCUUGGCUGCUCCUUUCCGCUGUAUAGUAAACUUCAGAAGAGCAUGAUCACUCGCGCCUAAUGAUCCUUCCACUUCUACCCCACUAACCAGGUCAUCAACAUUGGUUAGGACCAGAUCUAAAAUGGCUGUUCCUCUUGUUGCUUCUCCCACUUUCUGGACAAUGAAGUUGUCUGCAAGGCCAGUGAGGAAUCUGUUUGACCUUAUGCUCUUGGCUGAGUUUGACAUCCAACAAAUAUCCGGGUAAUUGAAGUCCCCCAUUACUACUAUCUCCCUUCCUUUUGCAUGCUUGGCCAUCUGUUCCAGGAAGGCAUCGUCUAUGUCCUCCGUUUGGCUUGGGGAUCUAUAGUAAACUCCCACAAUGAGGUCACUGUUAUUCUUCUCUCCCUUAAUUUUGACCCAAAUGCUCUCACUUUGGCUUUGAGGUUCUAAAUCUUGGAUCUCUUCACAGGUAUACACCUCCCUGACAUAUAACGCCACUCCUCCUCCUUUCUUGUCUGGUCUGUUUCUCUGAAAUAGAUUGUAUCCCUCCAUUAUUACAUUCCAAUCGUGGGACUUAUCCCACUUAUUGUGGGACUUAUCCCACAUUGUGUGUGUUCAGAUAAUAUUUUCUGUUCUUCCUUUUGUCACCCGCCCCAGUAGUGCAUACAUUAAACCAGGUGUGGGUUAUCUGUGACCCUCCAAAUAUUAAAUCAUGUGGAUGGUGAACCUUUGACCUUCCAGCUCAUAUCAGCCCCAGCCAGCAUGACCAAUGGUUAGGGGUGAUGGAAGCUGUAGUGCAGCAAGUAUUUGGAGGGGCACAAGGACCUCAUCCCUGAUGUAAGUUUCUAGAUUCUGAUUAACAGCUGGCUCUAACUGGUAUGGAGGGUGGAAUAAAUGCAUCUGUUGAUAUUUGUGUUUCAUAGAGACAGAACAUCCACUUGGUAUCAAUAGUCUGUUGCUUGUCUUUAUAUUUUCUUUUUCUCCCCAGCACACCUUUUUCUGUGGCUGAGAUUUAGUUUAAGCACAGCACAACAAAAUAUGCUUCUUGCAGGACAGCACAAAUUGAUGACUAUGACAGCUUUUUUUGAUAACAUGCCAAGAAGCUAGUAAAUGUAAUGUUUAAAAAUAUAUAAUCUCCUCUGGACCAAACUGGCUGAGCAUGUUCAGUGAGCUACCUGAACAUAAACCAUGCUCGGGUUUGAAAUGCUGGAUAAUUUAUGAAGGUAAUGGCUGCUCAAAGAAGGACUGGGAAAUGGGCAGCCUUUUCCAUACAAAUGUCCACACCUCCCUGCUUUGACAGUUCUGAGGGGGAGGUGAAGGAUUGUUUUGUCUGCUAAUGCUGGUUAUACAAAGUGUGUGUGCUGCAACAAAAGGCAGGAAAUUCCCUAAAGCUACUGCUGAGAUGCUGUCUUGGGCCCUUUCUGCCAAUUCAACCCCCAUUUAAUACUUCUUGUCCCUUCCUGGAUUUCAGUAUCCUCUAGUUUGGGGUCUGCCAGCCUUCCUUGGACCCUCAGCCAUCCUGAGCUGCUUGCCUCUGUCCUCUAAACCAACCUUGGACAAUGGGGCAGCUCUAGACUUGGUCAUGCUAAGAGGACACCCAAUGAAACGAUGACUAAUUUAAGGCAUAUUGAUGCCACGCUGUCUCCAGCAAGUCUGGAUCCCAAACCCCAUGGUUGCAGCUUCCUUUACUACUGAGAAGUUUCCUUCCUUUUCAUGGUGAAAAUCUGCUAUGGUUACCCUUUGUUCUGAAUACUGGAGAUGUGACCUAGGUGAGUAUCAGAGAUCCUCAUGCCUGGACUGAGAGGUGGCAUAGAAGAAGGAAGUUGACAUACUAGCUGCCUUGCCAUUUUUAAAAUGCAGCUCAGUGGUAGAGCAUGUGCUUUGCCUAGAAAAGGUUCUGGCUUCAGUCAUCGGCACUGCCAGGUAGUUUUGAAAAAGAUUCCCGGUCCGGAAUCAGGUGCACUGCUGCUAGUCAGGAUUCCCUGAGCUUAAUGGACCAAUAGUGCUACUCAGUAUAAGGCAGGUUCUUUGGCUCCUAUGUUAUGCAUUGUUCCCUUUAGGUACCUUAUAGCACCCCUGGGGCUGUGUACACUAUGCAUUUAUUUAAAGCACACACCCCCCUCUGAAUCCUGGGAACUGUAGUUUCUCCAGCACAGAGCCACAAUUCCCAGCACCCUUAAUGAACUGCAGUUCCCGUAAUUUUUUGUAUGUGCAUGAUGGAAUGAUGUGCCUUAAAAGAAUGGUAUGCAUGCAGUGUGUGUGUGUGUGUGUGUGUGUGUGAGAGAGAGAGAGAGAGAGAGAGAGAGAGAACUCCAGGAGGCCCUGGAUGCCUGGGCACCCACAAAAUCUUCGCUGUGGGUGCCUGGCCUCCACCCACCGCCACUACCUGCUGCUUUACCUCUGGCUCCACGGUGGUGACUGGGCCGGGGCCUUCGCCUCGGGGCUUCUGUUGGGGCCUACUGUGGCCACGGACGUGUGCCCAGGGUGUGCUUGUGGCCUAAGUGGAGGCCUUAGCCUGGUCACUGCAGUGGUGGGAGGGUGUGGGGUGGCGGAACGCCAUCUCCAUGGGACUGUGGGCACCCAUGCUCUGCUGGCCCCUGCCACCGUAGAAGCACAUCCGUGACCACAGUGGCCCCCAACAUAAGCCCCACGGUGGAGGCAGAUGUGAUGUCAUGUCAUCGUGAUGUCAUGUUGUGCACGUGUGUUGCUGGGCACCCAGAGUCUGGGGACCAAGUCAGUACCUCUGGGGUGUGGGUGUGUACACACACACACACACACACACACACAUCAAAUAUGUUUUCCUGUGAAAUGAGUGUAGGACGCUCAACAUUCUUGUUCAGUCUCUUGACAUCUUUCUUCCCAAUACUGUGGUUUUUGUGAGCUGGCAAAUUGGAGAUUGAUCUGUUUGCUUUUGUAAUGUUUGUCUGUUCGUUGUAUAUGGAAUAUUGUACAGGUUGGAAAGAGGAUCUAACAUGAAAUAUCUUUCAAUAGGAGAUAUUUAAGUGUGUGCCCUUAAUUUUUUCAUUUGUAAGUGUGCUUUGUUUUUGGUGAGCUGGCAAGAUGCGGGUCUGUGUAAUAUUUAUUUAUUGCAUGUUCAAUAUGAUACAGUUUGAAAAUUGAAGUUAAACACUCUAGUUUUCAAUUUAUUUCAGUGAGAGAGAUUUAAGUGUGCGCUUAACUCUUUCAUUGAAAUCAAUGGGAAUUCAAAGUGUUUAAUUGUAGCUGGAUUUUGCUGAGGUUUGUUGUUUGCUAAUGGCUUCCUGUGGAAUUAAGUAACAAACGUAUUAAUUAAUAAUGAAUUAAUUACACAUACAUGAGUUGCACAUGCAUGCAAACAUAUUUAGUAAUGUGAAGGAUUUCUGCCACUUUUGCAUUCUGUGCACAUAGAACCAAAACUAAUGAUAGAUUCGCUGUGAAAAGCCUUGUUUCUCUGUUGAGGCUUGAUUCAUAACAUCAGCAAGAUAUUUAGAUGGAGGUUAAGAUUAGAAUUUUUAUGAGAAAGUUAUACAUGCCUCACAAAUGCAUAGACUGGAUUUUUUUUUGCUUUUUUGUAUUGAGUGCUGUGACACUUUUAAUGGAACUCUUUUACGGUUAUUGGAAAUGUUGAACAUUAUUUAAACAUUAUCCCCAGAUAACAUGUCGGCUUCACUAAGGGCAUGGGAAAGUUAACUUUUCUCUUCAUUGCUGCUUCCAUUCGAAAAUAUGGGUUGUAGUUAAUAGGUACCAUUUGGCACUGUCUCCAGAAGUAGCAUGGUUGGCUGCACACAUUUAACAAAUGAGAGGCUAUUCAUGAGUACAGGUAGAGAAUAAUGAUUAGGGCUGAGCCAAAUGUUCUUCUGGUUUGCUUUUUGCCUCAGAAGCAGAAAUUUGGGGUGUCUGGCCCUAUCCCUGUGUUUAAUCUUUAAUCCUGCAUUUCUUCAUGGCUGCUAGUAGCAAUUUAUGUUUCCAUUCUCUUGUGGUGCUUCAGUGCCACUUUAUAUAUAUUUUAAAAAUAAUCAGUUUUAUUUCUUCUUGAGUGGCAUUAUCCAAUAAACUGGUCUUGCCAUAUUUCAAAAGUGAAAAUCUGUUUUUGGCCAAAGUUAUUGAGCUUUUUCUGCAAAAUCUCAAAAACAAAAAAAGUGAGAAGUAUUUUGCCUGUUUUUUGAGUGGGGGACUCAUAAUCUGGUGAACCGGGUUCGCGUCCCCGCUCCUCCACAUGCAGCUGCUGGGUGACCUUGGGCUAGUCACACUUCUCUGAAGUCUCUCAGCCCCACUCACCUCACAGAGUGUUUGUUGUGGGGGAGGAAGGGAAAAGGAGAUUGUCAGCCGCUUUGAGACUCCUUAAGGAGAGUGAUAAAGCGGGAUAUCAAAUCCAAACUCUUCUAUUUGGGGGGGAAAUUGCGAAAAAAAAUCAACACUUCGGAUAUGGACAUUUUUGCCGCUUUUAGAUAGUUCUGACCAGAUGCCAUUUUUGAUGGCUAUGUCUGGAAAAUUCUGGAUGUAUGGCAGCCCUAAAUAAACUGGACACUGGAUGGUGAUGUCUUCGUGCUAGUAAUCCAAUCAGAUUUGGCUAUAUCCUGAUGUCUUUGAGGGCAAAUGAAGUAGGGGAAGCACUUCUAAUAGAGAUUAGAAAAAAACAGUCCCAAGGGGUGGGGCUCCUGUUUGACACUUGACCAUACGAAAUUGCCUUAUAUGAAGUCAGAUUGUUUUCUUUGUCCACCCAACCCACUAUUGUCUACUCCGAUUGGUGCCUUAUUCUGCAGGAGCUUAAGGCUCACAAUUAUAACCUUCCAUCAUCGGUUAGUUGCUACAGCCCCUUGAUCUACUGCCCACUGAAUGCAACACCUGCUUCUUUCUGUCCCCUAUGAACCACACACACAACUCCUAAUCUGCUCUGGAGGCUUGGGGAACCCAAGGGGAGGAAGAGGAAGAUCCACUCUUGUGACAUUCAGUACAACCCAUGGAUGCUCUGUGCACAAUCAAUGGGUUGCGGUUAGGUUGUGGUCUUCCACCAUCAUUUCAAUGCCCCUGUACAUGAUGAUUGCACACAGUAUUUAGUCAACCUCAUUGGGCUAUUAGACUGUGCUGAUAUUUGGGAUGGGGAAAAAACUUCUGCUUCAAGUCCAUGUACUGGUUCUUAGGAUGAUGAACAAGCAGUCGUGUUCUUCUGUUUCAGAGCUUGUUUUCAGUUCAAUCCUUUUUAGACUUUCUGUUUAAAAGCACAGAAAUUAAGUGAUUCGGUAAAUACUUCAUCUUUCUACUCUCUAUUUACUUUACAGUGGAAUGAUUGAAAGUAUAUAACGUGAUUAAAUUGUCCCCAGUGGCAAAGGAAGAAAACUCAAGAGUUAGCAACUAGUGAUAUAUGUUAAUUGCAAAAGAAAUGAAUGAAAGAAUGGGCUCUUUACAUCUCUUCUGUGAGUAAUUCAGAUUUGCAGAUGGCAUUGCACAGAAGCAUAAUUGUUCCGACAAUACCCGUUGCAGCCUAUUUUUGACUAGAAAAUAACAGUCAAGAUGUAACUCUAUAACACCUUUUGGAUUUCCUUUAAUUAGACCAUCUUUAUAAUUAUCUGAGGUGUUUUAUUAUAAGUCAGUUCUUCUAUGCUGUUGAUGGAUGUUUUGAUGCAUUUGGAGGUUUUCAUCUUUAAAUAGACUAAUUUGGCUGUUUUUUUCUUCUUCAAACGGUUGAAUUCAGCAAAGGAAGGACAGGAAGAUUCAGUUUCCAUGCUGCUCCAUGACAGAGAACAACAUCUUAUUGAACAUCUGGCUUCGAUGUACAUAAUAAAACUUAGCAGCUGGAAGGAACAAACCCACUCCUCAGAAAGUAACAUAAAAGACACAGGAAAGAAUCUCCCUGUUAAGAUUCCACAUACUCUGACAAGGGAAGAUGCACUAGUCUCUCUUUCAGUUGAAAUACUGAAAAUUUCUUUAGGAGAGUCUUAGCUCAUAAUGGGCUAACAAUACAGAAGCACAGAUUUCACCUGAACAUUGGGAGAAACUUCUAGAGCAGAGAGGGUAGGGCUUUCUUUUCAGCCUGAAGGCCACAGGACCUUCUAGGCAAUCUUCUGGGGUCACAUGGGCAGGGCCAGAAGCCAAAGUGGUUGGAGCAACAAAUACUAAUUUACUCACACAGCCCUCACUACCCUUUCUUCCGGUCAAGCAAGACGCAUUAACGGAGUUCAAGGACACAUUCUAGACAGACAGAAACACUCAAGGAUGGAGCAAAGCAGGAAUGGUGAGGGAUGUAGUCUGAGGGUAGUUCAGAGGGCCACACAGAGAGGCCUGGAGGGCCACAUGCAGCCCCUGGGCUUGAGGUUUUCCAGACCCAUUUUUGUUUUUGAAGGGGCAGGCUCUUUCAAAAUGACAUCAAUUACCUCCUAGAGUGGUAGUGGGUUCAGACUUGCUGGAAGUCUUCAAGCAAAAGUUGGGUCAGCCAUCUGAUGGGAUUCCUCUAACUCUGGAUUUUCUGCAUCAGUUGUGGACUAAGACCAGGCAUAGGCAAACUCAGCCAUCCAGAUGUUUUGAGACUACAAUUCCUAUAAUCUCUGACCACUGGUCCUGUUAGCUAGAGAUGAUGGGAGUUGUAGUCCCAAAACACCUGGAGGGCCGAGUUUGCCUAUGCCUGACUUAGCCUAAGUAACCUACAGGCCCCAAAGAUUUUGGCUGUUUACACCUAUUACAUUUUAUUCUAGAGUCAAUGGAAACUGGGCACUCCUUUGUUCUACCUAGUCCACUCAUGUAAUCUAGAGAUCUACUGCAUAUUUUUUGGCCCUCAAAAGCACUUCUUGAGAAACUGUUUUCAUUCUGAUUGACUCUGCAUUACCCCACAAUGCAUCCAUUGCAUUGAAAACAGAUGUAGGCAGUACUGGCAAUAGGGAUGUGUGUAUGAGUGUCCACUCCUAUCCAAUGAUGUUGUGAAUGGGCAUCUCCCAAGUCUGCAGUUGCCACUCUUUCUUCAUUCCCCAUGGGCAGGGUGCGAAAGGCAUGGGGAGGAUUUUCAAAUGCUGGUCAAGAAACCAUACCCACCCUUGUGGAAGGCAGUCUCUAGAAUCCAUCCACAUUGAAAACAGCAUGUUGAGGACAAGUGUGAAUGCGUCGGGGUUGAAAAAAAAACCAAUAAAUACAUUUUUGUGCUACAAAAUGGUUAGUGUGUACACAGCCUCUGUGUUGUGGAUGUGAAAUUGAGAUUUCCCUGUUGUAGUAAAUUGUCUUGAGAGGAUAACUUUUUAAUUAUUUGCUCAGAUGUAUAGCCUACCUAACACCUGCUGGUUCAGCUGGAUAACAUUUCCUCAUAAUGCUCGAUGUGAUUUGAGGAUUAUCUGCAUAGAUACAAUGUAUUUGCUAUGGUUGAAGAACAAUAUGAAACUGUGCUAUUGCGUGAAAUUGUGUUUAUGCCAACAGCAGUAGAACCCAGUGAAAUUAGGAGUGCCUGGUGAAUAACAUCUCCCGUAAGGGGCUAUGCUAGCUGGGCAUGUACCCUUCUAGCUGUGGCGAAUCCUAGGAGUCAGCUAAUUAUUUGAGGUUGCACAAGCAAAUAAGGUCGCCCCUAUCACCUUUAUCCAUGAAGACCGUGCAAUUUGUGCGGCUCAAUGGUGGCGUAAUAUAUUGUCUGUUUAUUUCAGCUGUUUUUAUGCCACAGGGGCACAAGGGUUUCUAAGCGGUGUUCAGAAGGGUUACAUAAAGCAUACGGUGGAUAAAACCAAUUUAAAAGUACUGUAAUAAUAAAAUAAAAAAGGCAACCCUGUUUAGGGAAGUUUUUAAUGUGUGACAUUUUAAUGUAUUUUUAAUCUUUGUUGGAAGCUGCUCAGAGUGGCUGGGGAAACCCAGCCAGAUGGGCGGGGCAAAAAUAAAAAAUUAUUAUUAUUUUUGUUGUUGUUGUUAUUAUUAUUAUUAUUAUUAUUAUUAUUAUUAUCUUCCUUAAAAUGCCUGCUGAAAUGGAAAGGACUUGAUGAAGCACCUGAAGUUUGACAGGGAGCGGGCCUGUCUGAUCUCAACCAGGGUGCGCACCGACCCCUCUCGCUCUCCAGGCUUCAGGAAGCUAUCCGCAAGCCUUGGGAGCCCGCGGGAGUUCCCGCCGGGCUCCCCCGGCUUGCGUAGCGCUGCCUCUUAUCCCGAAGCCCUGGUGCGCUCAGCAGUCGGGCCGGGGCUUCAGGUAGCUCUGCGCAAGCCGCAGGAGGGCUUGCGGAGAUCAGCCUGUUCUGGGGGCUAGGGUCGGGGGAAGCUCGGGUUUCCCCUGCCCCAGCCUCGCGCCUUGGGGGGGAAAUAUAUUUUUUUUCUUUAUUUCCCCCCCAAAAAACUAGGUGCGCCUUAUGGGCCGGUGCGCCCUAUGGGGUGAAAAAUACGGUAAUUAGGAUUUUAAAUAGUGCUAUUCUUCCAUUAAUUGCCCAGCUUUUAAAGGAAUUUUCCAUUUGUCUUUUUCUGUCCCUUUUUUUGUUGGUACCAUACAAAUGUUUUAUAGGUAGGUAUUGUGAAAUUGCUCUCCCGUCUUUUGUUUUCUCAUCAAGAAAGCUAAAUCCACAGCUUACCAGCAGCGAAACCAUAUGGUAAGUGUUUCUAAGAAGUGCUCCAACUAUGCAAAUCAUAUAGGCAUUGCAGAGGAUGAGAUUAUGUUUUCAGCUCAUUUAAGUCCUGGUAGAUUACAUUUGUUCAUUUUUCAGUAUCUGGAAUAUAUAUGGCAUUCCCCCUAAAAUUCUGCUCAUUCUUAACUUUUCCUUCUUUGUGUAUAUAAAAUUCACAUAUAUAAUUUAUAAUCUAUUUAUUAAGCUAUUGAUUUGAAAAAUGUACAUGACACUUUUCAGAUUAAAAUAAACCUUUUUCUAGGUUUUUUAAAAAAUGAAGUUUUAGAGCAGCUAAUAAAAUCUGAAACGUAAGUACAACAUUAUAAUAUAAAACAUUACAAAAUCUUUAGCAGCGGAGAUUAAAACAAGAGCAGUGAGUUGGAUUCAAACUUUUAAAAAGGUAUUUAUCUGAAAGCAAAAAAAAAUCAAAGUCUGUGCCAGGCAAGUCUCAGGGAGAUGUGGUGCCACAACUGUAAUGACCCUGGCAAAGGUCACAUUUAUGUUUAAAGGUGGGGAGAUCCAGGGGAGAUUUAAGUGAGAGAAGGGGAUUGUUAAAGUAACCUGGUCUCAAGCUCAAAACUUUUGAAACCAGUGGUGCUUACUUCUGAAUAUACAUCCAUAGGCUUGCAAUAUUAAGGAUGUUUACUCUGGUAUCUUGAAAGUUUGUUGUAUAAAACUGUAGGGUGGAAUUCAGCAUAGCGCUAAUGAGACUGUUUCAUCAGUGCAAGCAUUUCAGCUUGCCCCUUAUUGCAGGCUAAUUGUAUCUGGCCCCUUAUAUUCUAAAGUGGCCUUUUUGGAUGCAAAUGAAUGUGUGUGUGUGUGUGUGUGUGUGUGUAGGGGGGGAUCACAAAGCAAGUUUAAGCACACCCUAAGUGUCAAUUCAACCUUCAAACUAGAAUAAGCUUAGGCUUGGCUUGUGUUAACAGACAAAGCAAAGUUUCCUGGUUUUUCAGACUAUGACCAAGAAUAUGUAAUCAUUUAAGACUAAUGAGCAACCAUAAAAUGUGAGCCUUUAUGGAAAACUGAUUCUGUCCAAUGACUCUGCUUAGCAAACGUUUUGUCAGAUGAUUUUCUCAUUACCCAACUAAAGCAGCCAGAGGUUCAAAACACCCCCCACAUGUUAUGACAGGACCCAAGGAUUUGCUUCCUAGUAUUUCCUUCUUGAAAUACAAGCCAUGGCAGCUGCCUGUUCAUUUGGAAGAGCGAAUGGUGUUGGGAAUAGUUAAUCCUUUCUUCCCAUCAUGUGCUCCUGUUCAGAUUUGCGCCUGGUAGCAUUUCAGUGAAAAAUAAAUUUGAGCAUAACGUGAGAUUCUAAUGCAAAAGAUAUGCUGACGUAGCAUUUGGCAUACACCUUCCAAUAUGUCACAGGUGAAAAUGGGGACAUCCUUGUGACACCCCACUUCCCAAGGAUCACUGCCCACGCUACCUUCUCUCCUUCCUGGCUUUCCUCCACUUUCUCUAUUCAGUCUUCAUUCUCUUUGCAGCUCUCUGUGUUCCACCAGAGAAAACCCAGGAAGGUGUUAAAGAGAUACUUGGAAAAACACAUUUUCUACCAUAUGUGAUCAGUAUUCAAGACAGCUGCUGUGUGUGUGUGUGUGUGUGUGUGUGUGUGUGUGCUUGUGUAAGUCUGGCUGUGCACUGCAUGGUGCCUUGGUAUUCAAUCAUGCCCAUUGGCCUACAUGUGAGCUGAAGCCAAAAUGUCUUCAUUCACCGACUCAGAUAUAUAACUUCUAGAGAUGACCCUGGGGAGAAAACCGAAACCUGAAAAAUGACAGCUCUUGUGAAGUGCAGAAGAUAAAGACAGCGAAAAAGGAAAAAGCUGAGACAUUGUUUUACCAGGGACUAAUAAAUAGGGACAAUGCCUGACAAACAGGGAUAGUUGGAUUCAGGAUAACCACAAGGAAGAGGAACUGUACCAGUAAAGAAGAGGGCAAACGAGGCACUGGAUUGCAUUAAAUUUGCUAAUUUAUAUGUAUCCAGCACUUUUUUUCUCAGGAGACACAGGGGUACGCGUACCCCCAAACAUUUUGUGAAUCUAAUGGGAGAAAAAACUUUAAAAAUUUAGUUUCUUCUCUAGCACGGUGAAUCAUUAGUUCCGUUGCUACCCCUGAUGGCGGCCUCAUUUCCUGUCACAGUGUUUCCUGAGUCUCAGAUGGAAGCGAGCGUUUCAUGUGUGAAGUAGGAGAUGGAAUCUAGCAUGGUGAUUGGUCAGUUUCGUAGUUUCCACCUCUGAUGGAAACUUCAUUUCCUUGCCUGGUGUUUCCUGAGUCUCAGACACAAGCAGAGGAAUCGGGAGGAUGUUAGUGCACACAACCUCAUGCUAAUGUGGAAGUUACUGUGAGCUGUCAGCUGUGCAAUUUACUAUAUUUAUUUCCCCCGAUUUGAAGUACAAAAUUGUAUUUUCUUGAGUCAAAAUGAGAGUACCCCUAAACACUUUUUAAGAAAAAAAGCAAUGUAGAAAUACAAUACAUUUCACCAUGGCAAAGAAGAUGGAGAUAUUGAUGGGCGACUUCAAGGUCCUUCCCUACUAUCUCAUCUUAGGGUCCUUUAUCUUUCAGUUGGACCUGGACUAGACAAGCCUUCAGAGAGAAGUCCCUCAAAGAGAGCAUUGCCCUCUGUAAAGUAGGACACAUGAGCGCCUUCUUUGGCGUGUUUGAAUCCAACUCAGUCCCAGGGAAGAAACACUGAGUCUGAUCAAGGAAGAUUCUUAGCUGUCUCUCUAGAUCAGAGAGCUAAGUCACUGGAACAGCUUUCAGAUAGACGUUUAAAUGUUGAGAUGCUCUUUUGAACACAGGUAUUAAAUCUUCAAAAACACACCCUUCGUGACAAAUUGGCUCCCCUUUUAAUCUAAUCCACACAUACAAGUAGUAAUGGCAUAAUACUAUUAGGGCAGGAAGGGCCUGUCAGGCAAAGGACAUGUAGCUUAAUGGGCCAUCGACUGACUAGUCCUAAGCACUCUUUGAAGGGAUCAGGAGAAGGUAAUGUUUGAAAAUACAUGGCUCAGGAAGAAAAGCCUAUAAGCUCAAUACUUUUUAAUUACUCUACAAAUACGACUGCAGGUAAAUGACAACAGAUAAAAAAUGAAGCAUGCCACCUCAUGGACAUCAUUUUCCGGACAUUAAUUUACCAUUUGACAAAUCAUUUUAAUAUGUUGUGAUGAGUGUGUGUCUACACUUAUCUAAAUCAGUACUAGUCAAGAUUUUCUGCACAGCAUUCAGCCCUAGGAAGAACAGUUGGAAUCUUUUAAUUUCUUUUUGUCCACCCAUCUGAUUUCCCUCUUUCCCCUUUGUUUACUUCCCAUUCCUCAAAUCAAUAAAGCUUUCUUUGUUAGGACCAGUCCACAUAUUACUUUGUCCUACUCAGCCUGGUUGUGCAUUACAACCAGAAAAUGAGUGCAGAGAGUGAGGUUUUCUUCAGAACCAGCCACCUCGAGUGCCCCCCACCCCACUCCUGUCAGAUGUAGGCUAAUGAAAGGGAAUGUAUGUGGCCGAUUUAUGAAGCUUUUGUUGGUUUGGAGCCAGCAGGUCUUAUUCUUGACAUCCAUGAUGUUUCUCAGUUCUUCAGUCUGAACAGCUUCUGAGGAUCUGACCUAGAAGAAUACUCUUAAUUCCUCUUCCUUUCCAGCCUGUCUUAGACUCACACUUUGCUCCCCUUUUUGAGUUUUUGGAUUGCUAUGUGACGGCUGAUCUUGCUUCUUUCACCAGAGAUCAUAUCUCUUGUCACCACUGUCCUCACUGACACCACCCCACCUGUGAUUGGAGACUCCUCCUUAGGCUGUGGACUUCUUCAUCUUGAAGAAACCUAUACAGACACAACCCUACAACUCUUGUGGGACCUCACAUUAUGUGUACACUUGUGUCCCCCCCAAUAUAUAUUAUAUAAUGUGGCUUAUAUUAAACAUAGGAUCAAGUUCCAUCAAAAUUCAUAAGCUUUCCUUUCAUAAACUGGUUGAUCCCAUUUGUUGUAGCCACCCUCUAUAACUGCCUUUUCUUCUUCUUCUUUCAGUAGUAUAGUAAACAGCUGUACAGGGAGAUUUGAUGUAGUGAUAAAUUCCAUCCUGGGUUUCUCUAGCUGAAGUAAUGGCCGUGACUGCUGCCAACAGUGUACUUACUAGUGACGCCAAGGACAUAGAGUAAGGGGUGGAUUGUUGCAGUGGCUGCUCUUUUGGGGCUGGCUGGCAGUGUUGGUGUAAAACUGUUCAUGGGAGCAGAACGCUUCUAAUGGUAUCUUCAUUUUGAAUGCGCUGCACUGCUGUGAUCAAUUUUACUGAUAAGUGUCCUCUAAUUAAACGGAACGAGAAGAUCACGACUUAUUUUAAACUGGGAAAUGAGUUGGAUGUAAUUGUCUAACACUCCUAAUGGUUUUCCUGUACCAGUCUUUCAUUUUUAUUUUGCUGGUGAUGAAGGUGCUGCUGUUGCAGCUGGAGACUUGAGCACCAUAGUCUUCAUAAAAACGGGCCUAAUAUGUACAGAAUGAAAGAGAUUGCUAUUCAAGUGAAUCCCAGAAUAGAAGAAAAUGCCGCAAUACUGCUAAAACCUUUGAAAUAAAUGCCGUGGUUUUACAAUUUAGUAUUUAUACCAAGCACUGCAUUCAAUUAAACUGAAUUACAGCAUAAUCCUAUGCACAUUUUCUCAAAAACAUAUCCCUGUAUGCACAUUAUUCCCAGGAAACCGUGCAUAGGAUUGCUGCCUUAAACAUACUGUAGUGGUAUGUUUAAGACUAGAUGCUUUUAGUGCCUGUAUUGUUUGGUUGUUUAUUUAAUUAGUCAAUGAAAAGCAUGUCAGUAUCCUUUUUAGCCUUAACAUACAUACAACAAUGUGAAGUGUUUAUAAAUUGCUUUGUGUCUGAACAUGCUUCUAAGAAUAAAGCUUUAAUUUAGAUAUGGAAAUCCUUGACUUAAUGUACCUGGCUUUGUUUUCAGCAUGAGAUAGGGACCAGGCUUCUUGCUGAAGAAGAGAGGGACCACCAUUUAUCUUUUUGAGAUUGUCAGAGUCUGACAGCUAUGCACUUACAAUCCAGUUAGCUUGUUUGCUUUUCGUAGCUGAGAUCGAGAGCUAGUAAAUCUUCUCCCUCAUCUCUGAUAUUCUAAUGCUACUACUUAGCAUUUAUAGAGCACAUUUCAAGCAUGUAAAGCAGUUCUAUGCAUCAUCUGAGUAAUCUUUAUUGCCAACUCUGUAAUGUAGGGCAGCACAUUAUCUCCCUAUUGCAAAUGGGAAACUGAGGCUGAGAGGCUAGCCUCACCCAGUGUUUGUGUUUAUAUGUACACGUGUGCGUGCUAUUGAGUUAAUCUGAACGCAGGAAUUUUGGGAUUAUAGUGUACAUAUGUGUCUUCACUGUUCUGCACCAUAUAUCAAUGGCCAUUUUAAUCUGAUGGUAAUACGGGAAUGGGCUAAUGCCAAAGAUGUUUCAGGUCUGGUGAAGGAACACGCUGAUAAAAGCAUAGCAGCUAUUUACUCUCUCCUUUUAAUAGGACAAUGCAGCCGAAUAUUCCCACCUCACCUUGGCACAUCACAGAUAAUCCAUGGCAAUGGUACCACCGUUGGCACAGUAAUAACAUUCCAGUGUUCUGCAGAACACCAGCUGAUUGGACAAGGCGUUGUCACAUGCAUUUGGAAAGGAAACAGCACACAGUGGACAGCAGACAUUCCUUCUUGUAAACGUAAGUAUUUUCCCCCACUGAUUUGGACAGUUCUUUUACCUUAUCUUUUCCGACUUGAUCCAUAACACUGGCAAAGCUGAUGAUGGAUGUGUAGGGAGACAGUGAAUGAUUGUUACUGUAUUUUUCCGUGCAUAAGAUGAGCUUUUUUGACCCAAAAAUGAGGUUAAAAAUUUAGGCUCAUCUUAUACACGGGUAGUGCUGAGGGUGGAUGUGCGAAUGAUUUUUUGGCGCAAGCCUGAGAUUGUAAGCGAUUGGCCGCUUGAUUGUUGGGGGGAGGGGGGAUGCUGAAAAUCACUCACCCUCCAGAACACAGCACACAACCGCUCAUGUCGCUUACAAUUGCUGCUCGCGUCACAGAAACCACCUAUCAGCUCCCCAAUUCCUGCCAGCGGCCACCAAUCACGCUCCACUUGUUGCAACAAAGGCAGCUGUCUAUUGGCUGCCACAGCGACAAUCAGAAGGGCUAAUGGCGGCGAUCAGGCAGCUGCGAAGCGAGCGGUUGUCUGCUACGUUCUGGUGGGUGAGCGAUUUUCGGGAUUCCCCCCCUCCCCCACAACAAUCAAGCGGCCAAUGCCGAAAAUCGCUCACCUGCCGGAACGAAGUGUGAGCCCAAGUUUUUAAGCGGUGAUUGGCCACUUGAUUGUUGGGGGGGGGGGGCAGAUGCCGAAAAUCACACACCCGUCAGAACGAAGUGCGAGCCCGAGAUCAUAAGCAGCAGUUGUAAGUGACGCGAGCGGUUGUGUGCUGCAUUCUGGCAGGUGAGCCAUUUUCAACCCCGCCCCCAAAUAAUCCUCCCCAAAAGCUCAGUUCUCCCCUAUUUUCUAAAUUUUGAGGCCCCCAAAAUAGGGGGCGUCUUAUAGAUGGAAAAAUAUGGCACUACCAUAUGCAAGAAUACUUGAGUCACAUUCUGAUACCACCAGCUACUAUCAAAGAAAGGCUAGAGGAGAGCUUUAUGAGGGAUAUAAAUGCUUACCCUUGUACUUGUUUCAUUUUUGCAACUGUGAGACGUGUUCUGUACCCUUUCUCAGAAAACUGCAGGUCUGACCAAUCAGGCUGAUUUUUUAUAUAACUUGUCUGUGAAUAGCUUUCGCUCGCUCUCUUUAAUUUAAUGCUAGGCUUUUGGGGGGAAAAAUGAUUCAUCUCCUAAAAAUAUGGAUAGUUCUGUAAAGCGCAAUUAGGCUACUGCCGGUAGAUAGCAGAAAGAAGAGGCUGUCACAUUGACAAUGGACCUUAAAUGGCAACAAUAUUAGCCCCUUUUCACUCUGUGCUUUUUCUUAUUUAUUACAUCAGUGGUAAUGGUCCAACUGGGGGAAAAGAGGCUGCAGCCAAGCCAUAGGAUUUCAGCAAGUUGCUAUCAAUCCUAAAUAGACCGGAAGUGCAUCCACAUCUAAUUUUAAAAUGACAAGGGACUGAGUGGCUUGCCCACUCAUCUGAAAUUUGCUUGCAAAGCUGAACCACAGUGGUGCAUUCCUGGUUAAUUGUGUUUCCAAUCACAGCAAGACACUGGCAGCAACAGCUGCUCUAAAGAGUAUAAAAGCUGUCUUUGGAAGGUGUCUUAAUAAGAUAUUAUCUAAAUAUCUGAGCCCCAUGUUUAAGUCGUGACAUCCAAUUAUUCAAAUAAAUCAAUAUGCACAUUAUACUCAGUUCUGUUCCUCCUUUUCUUUGCACUCUGGUGCACCUGUAGAUUGUGGGCUGCCUAGUCUGAUAUCACUGUUGAUGGCCAAUAUGUUCAUGGCCCUGGAUCUCCUUUCUUAUGGUUCUUGAACUUCAAACCACAGCUGGAGUGGACAGCCCAUCAAACAGAAGAUUCUCAUCUGAUAGCCCUUCAGAGAGAGGACACUGGGCCACCCUAGUCAGCGGCGAAUGAAGGUGUCGUGACACCCGGGGCGGGGCGUCACUACGUAGGGCGCAUGUGCGACGUUGUAUGUGCAUGUGCAUGCACCGUACGUAGCGACGCCACACAUGCAUUGUACAUAGCAGUUUGCUGCUGAAGCCGGGAUCCUGCACAUGUGGCUGCGGCAGCGCGAUGGCUGCUCGCACUGCCGUGAGCCCCCGUGGGGUGCCUUCUUGUCACCCCCCCCAGACAUGGCACCCGGGGCGCACCGCCCCCCACCCCCCGUUGUGACGCCACUGACCCUUGUACAAGCCAUCAAGGGUGCCUAGUUUUGUGUGCUGACUUUAGUGGAUGCAGCAGGUGAUAUAGCAGAACCAAAGAUUAUUCACAUGUGCCUGAUAUCUACCUAGAUCCAAGCUAACAGAAAGAAACAGCCCUAGGAAUUAUUCUACCUUAAUGUAAUAUGUGAAACUGCCAGCGGGAUGGCACAGCAGACAAUGACUGCUGCUUACCUGUCUGUGCUCACAGCUAGCCCUGUUAAAUACCACACAUGUUCCUUUCUAAUAUUAAGAGUAUCACUUUUCUUAUUGUUUGCCCCUUGAUCCUUCCUGAUCCCUAUUCUUUGGUGUGCUGAAGCAUCAAAAGUAUGUCUACCAAUAUUGCAUUGAUGACAGACAAUCUCUUGCACCUCCUUAGACUUGAAAAAGUGUGACCCUGGGCAGCGUUAUAGCUUUGCUUGCUGGGAAGAUGAACCCUGACACUGUUAUCCAUAAACAUAACCCGUUAAAUAUCAGCUGCCAGGCGAAGUAUACAAUUAAAUUAAAGAGCUGUCCUAACCAUUAACUUCUUUAAAGGUUUGCCUCCCAUCAUUUCCCCCCACCCAUUUUUUUUGGUAGCUCUAGGAUUUGUUAAUGUCAUUCCUUUAAAAAUUCAAAUGCAUGCAUUGUAUUGAUUCAAGAUUGUACAGCAUGUGACCCACUUAAACAUCCUAGUGUCCCCACCACCACCCUCCAUAGAACUGAAAGAAUAAAGAAACAAUCUAGCACUGAACAGGCUGCAAAGACCUAAGCGGUAGGCUGUGUUUGGAUUAGAAUCAUAGAAUCAUAGAAUCAUAGAGUUGGAAGAGACCACAAGGGCCAUCGAGUCCAACCCCCUGCCAAGCAGGAAACACCAUCAGAGCACUCCUGACAUAUGGUUGUCAAGCCUCUGCUUAAAGACCUCCAAAGAAGGAGACAAACCACUCUCCUUGGCAGCAAAUUCCACUGUCGAACAGCUCUUACUGUCAGGAAGUUCUUCCUAAUGUUUAGGUGGAAUCUUCUUUCUUGUAGUUUGGAUCCAUUGCUCCGUGUCCACUUCUCUGGAGCAGCAGAAAACAACCUUUCUCCCUCCUCUAUGUGACAUCCUUUUAUAUAUUUGAACAUGGCUAUCAUAUCACCCCUUAACCUCCUCCUCCUCUUCUCCAGGCUAAACAUGCCCAGCUCCCUUAGCCGUUCCUCAUAAGGCAUCGUUUCCAGGCCUUUGACCAUUUUGGUUGCCCUCCUCUGGACACGUUCCAGUUUGUCAGUGUCCUUCUUGAACUGUGGUGCCCAGAACUGGGCACAGUACUCCAGGUGAGGUCUGACCAGAGCAGAAUACAGUGGCACUAUUACUUCCCUUGAUCUAGAUGCUAUACUCCUAUUGAUGCAGCCCAGAAUUGCAUUGGCUGUUUUAGCUGCCACGUCACACUGUUGGCUCAUGUCAAGUUUGUGGUCAACCAAGACUCCUAGAUCCUUUUCACAUGUACCGCUCUCAAGCCAGGUGUCACCCAUCUUGUAUUUGUGCCUCUCAUUUUUUUUGCCCAAGUGCAAUACUUUACAUUUCUCCCUGUUAAAAUUCAUCUUCUUUGUUUUGGCCCAGUUCUCUAAUCUGUCAAGGUCGUUUUGAAGUGUGAUCCUGUCCUCUGGGGUGUUAGCCACCCCUCCCAGUUUGGUGUCAUCUGCAAAAUUGAUCAGGAUGCCCUUGAGUCCAUCAUCCAAGUCGUUGAUAAAGAUGUUGAAUAAGACCGGGCCCAAGACAGAACCCUGUGGCACCCCACUAGUCACUCUUCUCCAGGAUGAAGAGGAACCAUUGAUGAGCACCCUUUGGGUUCGGUCAGUCAGCCAGUUACAAAUCCACUGAGUGGUAGCAUAGUCAAGACCGCAUUUUACCAGCUUCUUUACAAGAAUAUCAUGGGGCACCUUGUCAAAUGCCUUGCUGAAAUCAAGGUAGGCUACAUCCACUGCGUUCCCUUCAUCUACCAGGCUUGUAAUUCUGUCAAAAACAAGAUCAGGUUAGUCUGACAUGACUUAUUUUUCAGAAAUCCAUGCUGACUAUUGGUGAUCACAGCAUUCCUUUCUAGGUGCUCACAGACUGUUUGCUUAAUGAUCUGCUCCAGAAUCUUCCCUGGUAUUGAUGUCAGACUGACUGGGCGGUAAUUAUUUGGGUCCUCUCUUUUCCCCUUUUUGAAAAUAGGGACAACAUUUACCCUCCUCCAGUCUGCCGGGACUUCGCCUGUUCUCCAGGAAUUCUCAAAGAUGACUGCCAGUGGUUCUGAGUUCACAUCUGCCAGUUCUUUUAAUACUCUUGGAUGCAGUUCAUCUGGCCCUGGAGACUUGAAUACAUCUAAACUAGCCAAGUAUUCUUGUACUAUCUCCUUAGUUAUUCUGGGCUGUGUUUCCUUUGCUGAAUCAUUUGCUCCAAAUUCUUCAGGUCGGGCAUUGUUUUCUUUAUCGGAGAAGACUGAGGCAAAGAAGGCAUUGAGGAGUUCAGCCCUUUCCGUGUCCCCUGUUUGCAUUUCACCAUCUUCUCCUCUGAGUGACCCCACUGUUUCUUUGUUCUUCCUUUUGCUACGAACAUACCCAUAAAAGCCUUUUUUGUUGCUUUUAACCUCUCUAGCAAGCCUGAGUUCAUUCUGUGCUUUAGCUUUUCUGACUUUGAGUCUACACGUGCUGGCUAUUUGUUUGAAUUCCUCUUUGGUGGUUUCCCCCCUUUUCCAUUUUUUGUACACAUCCUUUUUUUAAUCUUAACUCAGUUAAAAGUUCUUUAGAUAGCCACCCUGGCUUCUUUAGGCACCUUCCAUGUUUCCGUCUCAUUGGUAUUGCCUGACGUUGUGCUUUUAGUAUCUUAACAAACUCCCAGCCAUCAUGAACUCCCUUUCCUUUUAGUAUUACUGUCCAUGGGAUCUCACCCAGCACUUCCCUAAGUUUUAGGAAGUUGGCUUUCUUAAAGUCAAGAAAUUGAGUCCUAGUAUGCUUGGCUGCUCCUUUCCGCUGUAUAGUAAACUUCAGAAGAGCAUGAUCACUCGCGCCUAAUGAUCCUUCCACUUCUACCCCACUAACCAGGUCAUCAACAUUGGUUAGGACCAGAUCUAAAAUGGCUGUUCCUCUUGUUGCUUCUCCCACUUUCUGGACAAUGAAGUUGUCUGCAAGGCCAGUGAGGAAUCUGUUUGACCUUAUGCUCUUGGCUGAGUUUGACAUCCAACAAAUAUCCGGGUAAUUGAAGUCCCUCAUUACUACUAUCUCCCUUCCUUUUGCAUGCUUGGCCAUCUGUUCCAGGAAGGCAUCAUCUAUGUCCUCCGUUUGGCUUGGGGAUCUAUAGUAAACUCCCACAAUGAGGUCACUGUUAUUCGUCUCUCCCUUAAUUUUGACCCAAAUGCUCUCACUUUGGCUUUGAGGUUCUAAAUCUUGGAUCUCUUCACAGGUAUACACAUCCCUGACAUAUAACGCCACUCCUCCUCCUUUCUUGUCUGGUCUGUUUCUCUGAAAUAGAUUGUAUCCCCCAUUAUUACAUUCCAAUCGUGGGACUUAUCCCACCAGGUUUCAGUGAUGCCUAUUAUGUCAUAUUUAGUUUGCUGUACCAAGAGCUCAAGCUCAUCUUGUUUAUUUCCCAUGCUUUGCGCAUUAGUGUACAGACAUUGAAGUCCAUUAAUCAUUCCCCGUGUCUCUUAUUUAAGGAUUUUUCCUCCCACCACUAGGUCUGCGUGCUGUUUGCUCCAUUUGGUCUAUGACAUUUGGAUGAUCAUCUUCAUCAAUUGAUAGACUCCUACCUUCAGGAGCACUGUCUCCCUCCCCACAUUAGUCAGUUUAAAGCCCUCCUGAUGAGGUUUCUGAGAUUUUUGGCAAAAACAUUUCUCCCAACCGUUGUGAGGUGCAGCCCAUCGCUUGCCAGAAGUCCAUCUUCAAGAAACUGCAGUCCGUGAUCUAAGAAUCCAAACCGUUCCUGUUUACACCAUUUGCGAAGCCAGCUGUUCACUUCCACUAUUUUCCCUCUCUCCCUGGGCCACGUCGUUCAACUGGGAGGACAGAUGAGAUGACAAUUUGUGCAUUUAAUUGCUUCAAUUUCCUGCCCAGAGCCUCGUAGUCUCUUUUGAUCUUCUGGAGGCUAUUGCUUACAGUGUCAUUGGUUCCCACAUGAACCAAGAGGAAGGGGUAUUUGUCAGUGGGUUUUAUGAUUCCUUGCAGUCGUUCAGUUACAUCUUGGAUCUUAGCCCCGGGAGACAGCACACUUCCCGAGACAUCUUGUCAGGCCCACAGAUCACUGCUUCUGUUCCCCUCAGUAGGGAAUCCCCUAUCACCAUUACACGCCUCCUCUUAGGUUUGGUCGGGGUUCUUCCGUGAGCUGUCCGUUCCAAGGUCGCCUGCACAUUCCCUGAGGACUGACUUUGCUGCUCGUCUUCAUAUACCUGAUCGACUGUAAUGAGGAGAGAUCCUCAAAUGGAGUCUGCUCUUCGUCUUCCAUGCUAGGGAGAGGACCUCAAAGUGAUUGUGUAUUUCUAAACAAUCAGAGCGAACCCUGGGCCUCCUACUUCUUUGAGUCACGUUUCUCCAUAUAUCUGGCUCCUGUGUUGGUGAACUAGCCUCCUUCUCAGGGGAGUCCCCUGUCUCCUCCUUGGUGGAGACGGUGUGCUCUGUUGCUUCCAAAUUGGAUUGGCGUGCCACAACAGCGCCCAGGGCCAGCCCUCCCAUUAGGCCAAAUGAGGCAACUGCUUUAGGCAGCAGGUGCUGUGGGGCAGCAGCGGCAGCUGCCUGCUUCUCCCAAGCCACCUGUCCAUUCUGCUCUGCCGGAAGGCAGAGAUGUAUGUUUCUCAUGAACUGCCUACGCUGACUAGCUGCUUCAGGUAUAUGGGGGAUGCUAUCCCAUCACCAGUGCCGAAGUAAGAUUCAGCUGCCAGUUCAGUCAACUUCUGUUCAUGGAAAGACAUCUUGCCUUUUGCCUCAGGCAGCAAAAUGUCUUGGGCCAACCCUGGCCGUGUCGGUUCUGAAUUUGAUGGGCUAUAUUGGCAAAUAUUCUAUCAGUGCCCUCCUUGCCGAGUACUUUAACUUCCUCUUCUUGCCGCUGUUGCUGAUUGGUUGGCUGUUCCCUCUGGGCCCAAUCAGCACUGCCUUCUAGAGGAAGAAGACAAGGUACAUGCUCUUUGCUUUCUUGGAGAUGGAAGGUGAACACUCAGCAGCAGGAAGAAGGGCAGUAGCACAACCAGGAGACUCCAGGAAUUGGCGACGGGACCCUUAUUGAGGCAUGGUUCUGGGCAGGGUGCCUGACAAUGCCAGUCCCUGGCGCCAGGCCUGUGCCACAAGCUGUGCAUAUAGACAGAGUGCUUCCCUCUCCCUCCUUUUCCCGUUCUUAUUCUUCUUCUCUGCAGGAUUAGUUACUGUGCCAAGUUACUUGUGAGUAUUUCAUUGCUCACUUAUAAAUAGGACGCUUUUAAAUAGUCUGCCUUGAGAUGCUCCCAGGUUGAACUGAAGCCAAAACACUCCACUUGUCAGCACAUACUAAAGUGAGGGGUUCAUUAGCAGGAAUACAAAGGAGGUAGAUAUCAGGGCGGAUGUCAAUCUCUGACUGUGUUUGCUGUAUUGCAGCUGUAUCCAAAUACGAAACCUUUGGAUUUAAAGUUGCCGUCAUUGCCUCCAUUGUGAGCUGCGCCAUUAUUCUGCUGAUGUCGAUGGCUUUUUUAACCUGCUGUCUUAUCAAGUGUGUUAAGAAAAGUGAGAGAAGAAGAGCUCAAAGGUAUGUCAUGUUUGACAGGCAAAGUCGUUUCAGGGGAAAGGUUUAAGAGAGGUAACUUGAAGGCUCAACUAUACGAGAGACAGCAUGUUAUUGUUCUACUGCUGAUUUUCUUUGAGAUUUUUGCUGUACUUGUAGAAUUGUAGAGUUGGAAGGGACCCCAAGGGCCAUCUAAUCCAACCCUCUGCAAUGUUGUUGUUGGUGUAGUAUGGACAUGGAAAAUGGAAGAUUCCCUUGGUUUCCCAUGCUACGGUGUCUGAAAAUUUGGGGAUGUACUUUGCUGAGGGGACGAAAGCCAGUUAUGUUCUAGCAUUGCACAUCAUUUUUGGCUCUGAAAUAACUGAUAACAAAAUAAGUGUUUAAAGCAUUGUUUGAUUUUGACAGCUUCUCAGCUUAAUUCUAGUGAUGAUACCCCAGUGUUUGCUGUGUCUAGGGAGAGGCAGCAAAUCUCAAGGAAGCCACGACUUGUCCAAUCUUUGCAUCACUCCCUGCCAUAUCAGCAGCCAUUCUUCUCCUGCUGCUGCCUUGGAAACAAUGUUUACACCAUGCUGAACAAUCACAGGCAGGGUCAGUGGAACAGAGCAGGCCUGACAUUAGGACUGGGCUUAGGGAAGCAAAUGUUGGGCUCCCACUGCAGCUGAGGCUGGUCACUGACUUCCCUUUAAUAUAAUAUAUAUUUGGAGAGCGGCAGUACUCAGCCUGGCACUGUGAAGAGAAGUGUGUGGCAAACUACUGCAAUAACCACCACCAUUUUCAUUUCCCCAGAAUGGUUCUGAGCCCUGAUGUAAGCAGCAGCAGCUGAGUUCUGUAGUAACAAAUUGUAGACUAGGCCAGGGGUCCCUUUACAGACGGAGGGCCUCAUUCCCUUCUGGAGGCCACACACAGGUGGUGGGCAGGGCCAGGGACAAAAGUGGCUAGACCAACAAAUGUAUAAAUGUAAAGUGGCCCCUGACCAUUAGGUCCAGUCGUGAUCGACUCUAGGGUUGCGGCGCUCAUCUCGCUUUACUGGCCGAGGGAGCUAGCAUACAGCUUCCGGGUCAUGUGGCCAGCGUGACUAAGCCGCUUCUGGUGAACCAGAGCAGCGCACGGAAACACCAUUUACCUUCCCGCCAGAGCGGUACCUAUUUAUCCACUUGCACUUUGACGUGCUUUUGAAUUGCUAGGUUGGCAGGAGCAGGGACCGAGCAACGGGAGCUCACCCCGUCGCGGGGAUUUGAACCGCCGACCUUCUGAUCGGCAAGUCCUAGGCUCUGUGGUUUAACCCACAUACUUUCCCUUUAUACAGUAGUUUCUACUAGGGUUACCAUAUUUUGAAGAGCAAAAAAGAGGAUAUAUUUGUCGACUUCUACUUUUAACUAUGGAUCGGUAUGACGACUCUACCCAUGAAAAAUUGGAUGCGUCCUGGAAAAAGAGGACAUAUGACAACCCUAAACACACACACACAUAAUUUUUCUCGAGGAACUGGCUUAAAAAAGGGACAGAUGAGUUGCCCUGGGCAAGAUGAAGUCAGUAACAAAUUUAAUUUAUAAUAGGAAUAAUUUCAGGAGAAACUUCUUGAGCAGGGACAGAAAACCUUUUACAGCCUGAGGGCCACAGUCCCUUCUAAGCAACCUUCUGGGGGCCACAUGCAAGUGGUAGGACCAGAAGAAAGAGUGGGUGGAGCAAUAUAUGCCAAAUUAUUCUCAAACCCCUCUCUAUCCUUGAUCCAGCCAAGGAGAAGCCAUUAUCAGAGCUCAAUAACACAUUCUAUCCAGGCAGAAAUACCCAAGGAGGGGCUCAAAGUUUAGGGGUAUUUCCUGGGAAAGGAGGGGUGUGAGAUUUUUCAAGAGGCGUGGAGUGUAAUUUAUGUAUACAAUUUUUGUAGCUGGGGAGGGAAACACAGUGGCAUCUCCAGCCGGCAAAUGUUAUGUGUAGCCCAGCUUCCUAUAAUCUCCAAUGCUAUUUGUGAGGGUCGUACAAAGGCCACAAACACACCUUGAUUUUUAAAUAAUGUAGAUAGGGCAGAAGCAAAGAACUCACAAAUAUUACCAAGAAAAAGAACAGACUUUUAAUUCUAUCACCUGACUGAACCAUGGAGGGGUGAGAGAUGUGUCCCUUUUGUUAAAGAUUUAACUAUUAUGUAUGAGGAGGAAGUUAAUCAGUAUUAUGUCCUGCAAAUAUAGGCCUGUGGUGAGAGGGCAACAGGUGGGUUGUCAGUGCUUUAAUGUAAAAGAAGGAAAGCCAUGAAACCAAUUAAAUUAUUUUUUUAGCUGGAAACAGCCAGUGACAGCAGCACAGCUUGUUUAUAUAAGUGCUGUUCAGGAAGGCAGAUAAUGGCAAUUAUACUUUAAUUUCUGAAAUACUAGUGCUUCCAUAUUAUAUAAUUGAAGGGUUUUUGACACGUGUCUUUUGUUCUUACAUCUCCUGAGAAUUGUAUUGGACUUUCCCAAAUGCCAAAUUCUUGUUUAUGCAAGCAUUUAGUGGAUUAGAUACUAAGGAUCUCUAGUACCCUGCUGGAUCCUUCCCAUUCUUAUCCACUACAAGCAGCCUCCUCACACACAUGAAGAUCUUCUUUUGGGGGGUGGGUUUAGUCUGUAUGCCAAAGGUAAACAAAACAAAACAAAACAAAACACUGUUUUGCUUCAAAAUCAGACGUUUGUCAUGUGAUGGCAAUUUUCCUGCGUUUAUUGCAGAAAACCGCAGUAAAAGUUUCUAAAAGUAAUCUAAAUGUGGCUAUUGGAACUCUGGUGAAAGUUGUCCCAUCUGUCUGUCUGCAAUGACACUUCGUUAAUGCAUGUGGCAACUUGCUCUGCUCCCAGCGGUUGUCAUGUUCACAAUCUCUUAAAAGGUGAAAGGUAAAGGACCCCUGGAUGGUUAAGUCCAGUCAAAGGCGACUAUGGAAUUGUGGCACUCAUCUCGCUUUCAGGCCGAGGGUUGCCAGUGUUUGUCCACAGACAGCUUUCCAGGUCAUGUGGCCAGCAUGACUAAACCACUUCUGGCAUAACAGAACACCGUGAUGGAAACCAGAGCACACGGAAACGCCGUUUACCUUCCUGCUGCAGCGGCACCUAUUUAUCUGCUCACACUGGUAUGCUUUCGAACUGCUAGGUUGGCAGGAGCUGGGACAGAGCAACAAGCUCUUACCAUAUUUUAAACACUUCCUGCUUCCCAAAUGGCACCUUUACCCACCCUGAUAUUAUUUAAUACUAUGCAUUAUUAUUUUCCAGAUUUAUUAGUUGUUUGCUACAAUUGCAAAUACACACAACAAAACCACCCACAUCCAAAUUGCACAGCUGUUCCAGAAGUCCUGAUAGUGUGACUGAUGGUGUCAAAAGCUACCAUGAGCUCAAGGAGCAUGAAAAGCUCCCCAUCCCCCUGUCACUCAUUCACAGUCCCAUACGUGUUUACAUGAUGGGUGUAUACUUUCUAAAGCAGUAGCAGAAAAAGAGGAAUGGCAGUAAAAAUAAAAAACUGAAAGUAUCCCCUGCAGAUUUAAUACUGUUUCCUAUUUAUUUUCUGUCUGUUGAUGUCACGUGGUCUCUUUUCAUGGGUGCUCUUCAUAUUUGGGGUCCUUCCUUUGAAACUCUUCUUUGCUUUGCUCUUUGCCAGUGCUACUGAAACCUUUUUAGCUCAAUCACCUGCCUGGCUAACGACACUGCUGCCGCCCAUGUUUAUCCUUUCCUCUGUGUCCAUUUUUACAGGGAUAUGCAACUAUGGUAUCAGCUCAGAAGUGAAGAACUGGAAAACAUGCAAGCAGCUUACUUUGGUUUUAAAGGCAGAAAUAACAACAAUAACAAAAUAAAGAAUAAGCCAGUAUUUGAUGAUGGUGGUAAUAUGGCGUAUGACAACCGAGGCUUCUGCAGGUAAGGUAGCCCAGGGUACUGGGUUAUGCAGCUUUGCAAGACCAAAACUCUUUAACACAUUGAACAGUCCACAAAGUACCUUGGAUUGAGGUGGGCUGUUUGCCAAAUCAGGGUCUGAACCAAUUCUUGAGGUCUGUGGACCCCUGUACUAGACAGCGGCAAAUGACUGACUUCUCUGGUGUUCAUACAAAGCCCUUUAUCAUAUACAUUGUUUGACUGUAUGGGCUCCAUUCAGAUAGUGCUAAAAUGCCUCUGUUCUCCGUACAAAAAAAAAAAAAGGUCAAAAUGAAAACUUUUGCUCAUUCUUGGCAUCGUGCCUCCAGUCUUUGUCUACAUGUCAUGAUUCACUGGUUUAACUUAAUAUAUAUCACCUACGUGAUGCAGUCUUAUUUGGGAUAAUGCAACAUAGAACACAGUAUGAAGCUAUAGUCCUGAUUGUGUAUACACUGGGGCUAUGUAAUUCGAACUGGUCAGUGACUCUGAUUUGGAGGUAGUAACAGAAAGUUCAGCCUUAUUACCUUUUGUAACCACCAGUGUCAUCUGAUGCUUGCAUACACAUCAGGUUCUGCUUUCCCUGGGCCAUGGGCACACCCAAUUCAUGGGAUGCAAAGUCCAUUUGAGGUGUAUGUGCUGAUGGAAUCUGCACCCAAUGCUUCUCUCCCUUCCUGGGAGGAAAUCAAAACCUGGCUAAAUCAGAAUACAAAAUCUGAUAGAGCAAAGUUGGAUAGAUUCUUUUGGGGGGGGUGGCAAACUUUUGUUGAUAUCUGUCUGAGGCCACUGCAUUCAUUUGGGUCAUCUCCUUGUUCCAUACUUAUCUGUCCUACAGCAGCACUAACCAGUCAACUGGUUGUCUCUUCAGAAUAAUUAAAGGAGAGACACGGUACCUCAGCCCCCUGGGCUGAAUGCAACCCUCCAGGUAUCUCUGCCCAGCCUGUGGAACUCUCCUCAGGCCAUGCCCUUUCACAAACCAUUUUUCAUGCUUUUACGUGGCUGGAAUGUGUCCUUGAACUCUGGCAAUGCCUCUCGGAGAGGUGUAUGGAAACCUCUGUUGCUCUCACCAUUUUUUGCCUCCGGCUUCCAGCCACCAGAAGACUGCUUAUGAGGGAAUGUAGGAUAGCUCAGUUGGUAGAGCAUGAGACAGGGUCAUGAGUUUGAGCUCCACGUUGGGCAAAAGAUUCCUGCCCUCGUGGACUCUUCCAACUCUAUGAUUCUAUGAGCCCAACUUAAAGCAAUAUAUUUUUAAAAAACUAAUGUCAUUUGCCUCUUCUUCCAUUCUUGGCUAAAGAGGCAGGCCAGUCUUUAGUGCCCCUGAGUGAUAACAACAGUAGGGCAAUGCCUUCAUUUCCAUUGAGGGCAUUGGUGGGGACCCUUGGGCCAAUUCCAUCCUGCCAAGCCUUAUUAGCUGGUCUUUAGCACUUUUCCUAGGCCACAUUCCUCACAGGCUCUGCUCCACACCAUCCUGAAGUGAAUUUGCUUGGCAGGAAUGUGUUCCUGCUGCUUGCCCAGAUGGAGAGAUUUGUAUGUAGAAACUGCUGACCUGUGUGACUCAAAUGCAGCCCCUGUCCAAAAACCAGAGUCCCCUUCCUUGCCCUGCCCACUUCCUUGUCUCCGGCUGCCCCAUUACCUCUGGCUUGCAGCCCCUGGAAGGCUGCCCAUGAAGGCAGUGUGUCUACUCCUAAUUUAGGGUUUUUAAAGGAGUCGUUUUACUUGUUGUGGAGGUUUUAUUUGGUUGAAUAAAGAGUGUAGGCGCAGUCUGCAAUUUUUCUGGGAAGGAGAUUUAUUUAGAGCAGCAGGGAGCUGAGCUCUAUAAGCUACCCCAUAAUAGCAAUUGUUUUUAUUGUCGGAUAUUCCACUUUUUGUUUUUGAAUUUAUUACUGCUGCUAGUAGCUGAAAGAGAGCGAGCAGUUUAAAUGGCAGAUGCAUGUUGCAAUAACACUCAGGCUGAGAGGGUCGGAAGAGAUAAUGCAAAUAAAUUACGGUACAUUCAAUUCGGCUCCUGCUUUGACGGAUGCCUGAUUCUGACUCAUAGGCCAAUCCUGGGCACUGCUUUGCUCAGCACAGCCUUGUGCUGCAGCACAGGAAAGUACUUCAAGGGAAGCAUAUGUGUUCAUGCACUGCAACAUUUUACAGGAAAUCCCCUAGCCUGCAGACUCUGGUCUACAUAGCACAGGGAGCUCUCUUAACAGUUCUUAAGCUGUUGGGGAUCUCCUUGGGGGGUCAUCUUGGCAUCAGCAGUACCACUUUAGUUCCUUUGUACUAGGUCAGACUUUUUCCUCCAUCUGUCGCCUGCUGUGAGUGGCAGCCAGUUUCCAGGGUCUCAGGCACAGGUCUCUCCCAUUAGAUGCUGCCUGAUCCUUUUAACUAGAGAUGCCAAGGAUGAAAACUGGGACCUGCUGAUUGCAAAGCAGGGAUCCUACUACUAAGUUCCACCAUGCACCAGCCAUUCCUAUUUUCUAGCAGCCAUCCCUGGAACUGCACAUUGUUUUUCCUAUUAGGGCCCCAUUUUUUUCUGGUGGAAUUGCUUUUUAAAAAUGUGGUUAGUGUGAAUGGUGGGGUGUAUGGGGUGUUAGGGAUGGAGUAGUACCUCUGGUGGGAGACGGGUCGGGCUCCUUCUGGGAUAGUUUGUCCACUUUUGGUUCCUAUCCUGCACUCAGCUCUCAUUUGUGGCUCUCAGAAGCUGCCAGCAUGCGAUAGCGGCCACACCCCGGGAAUGGCUUUGACUGGCCUGCUAAAGCAGGUGAGGGUUGCCGAUGGUCUCAAACACUCAGUGAGUUAGGGACUUGCCCUGCGUGCAAAGACAGGCUCUGGCAGAUUGAGUGGACGAGACCAAUAGUGGGUCCAACCGUCAAGAAAACUCUGAUCCUAAACCGUUGCUGCCUUGUGUGAUUUCAUUGGGAGAGGAAAAAAAGGCUGAGGAAUAAACCCUACAUCAGGCAUAGGCAAACUCGGCCCUACAGAUGUUUUGGGACUACAACUCCCAUCAUCCCUAGCUAACAGGACCAGCGGUCAGGGAUGAUGGGAGUUGUAGUCCCAAAACAUCCAGAGGGCCGAGUUUGCCUAUGCCUGCCCUACACCAAUCCAGAGUGGAGUCCCUGAGAUGGUUGGAUGGCGCUUUGUAUGCAUUAUUCUGGCACCUCCUGCAGCCCAGCUGGUGCCACGUGCUCUGCUUUCUUUCGCACCACAUCAGUGAGGCCAAGAGGGGUUUCUUGUCAUCUAGGCAGCUCAGGACCUCCAUACACACUUGCCCAGGCUUGGAGCCUGGUGCUGCUAACGCAGUGGUUUGACUUUAUCCCCGGAGGCACACUCCAUUGCCUCUUAAAGCAGAUGGAUGCAAACAACCUCAACAGAGUGAAUGGCUGCAGUGGCAACUCUCCAGUGUUUAGCUCCCUCCUUAGGAUCAAAUCUGUGACUGGGGCGUGGAUGUGUCCCAUUUCUAUUUGACAUACAAAAACGCAGAUGAGCUAUGUAUUGCAAGCCCAUAUGUCCUUACCCAGACCUGAGGUCUUCACCUGAGGCCUUUAUUGAAAUGUCUCAGCCCACUGAGCUGGCAGGUGGCUAAAAGUGAAAGGGUCUUUGUAAACGGGGUGCCAUUGCUUUUUUUUUUUUAAUCUUGUCACUUUCAACUCUGUUUUAGCUUUGUUGAUUUUUAUUCUUUGCUCUCUGUUCUGCUCCUGAUGUUACCUGAAGUUCUAAUGCCACGUUUUACAUUCUUGUCUUUUUAUUGUAUUAUAUUGGGGAUGGCCAACUAAAUCAUACUCAGAGUAGACCCUUUAAAAUCUCAGAGAACCUUUUGUCAUUGGGCAGCGCAUAAAUAACAUAAACAAAAUAAUAAACAAAUAAAUUAAAACUUCUCGUUUCAUAUGGUGGUGAGGUAUUUUUUAAAAUUACUUUUGAUAGCAGAUUCUAGUGUAAGCAUUAGCUUGGCUUUUAAAAGAGUGCAGGAUUGACCACAGCAAAUUCAAUUAAUUACUGUAUAGUUUAUUGCUAGCUUUAAACUAGUGUGAUGCACCUGUAAAAAAACACGGGAAAUGGUACGUUUGGUACAAGGUCUAGUGGCUACUUAAUCAAUUUUUGAGUUUUGAGGGGUUUUACAUAGACUUAAAAAGCUAAUCACACAGUGAUUAUAUCCUAAGGCACUUCGUCAAAAGGAUUAAGAGCUUGCUUUUAAUUUUAGACACCUGCAUGUAAUGAAGUGCUGAGAUUAGAUGAAUAUGCAGUCCAUAUUUACAUUUCUGGAAUUUGUACCAUUUUGUUUACUAAGCAGGACAGUUGUUUUCAAUUUAAACACAAAUAAAAUAUAUAAAGCAGCAGAUACUUGGCAUGCAACAGUCUGUUUCACUAAAAUAUCGGAAUCUCUAUUCAGGGCCGUAGCUAGGGGGUGGUGAGGAAGGCCCCCGCCAGGGGCCCAGGCAAGGAGGGGGCGCAAAAUCUGCUAAAAAUAUUUCCAUAAAUAUGUCUAUAAAUAAAAAUAUCAAUUAUUGCCUCUUAAAAAAAGGUUUUAAAUAGGGGGUAUUUAUAUGAUAUGCGGGGGCCCUGUCCCCCCCCACUUUUUUCUGUGCCACAUUCCCUAGGGGGUGCAAUCUGGACAGUUCUGCCAGGGGCACAAGAUCACCCAGCUACGGCUCUGUUUCUGUUCUGUGCUAAUCUCUGUGGAGCACAGACUGUUUUACUAUAGCCCUCACUCAGUUUCAGGGAUAUGAAGGGAUGAGCAAGGCCACACUUCCUGGCUCCAUUCUGUCAUUCCCCUGGGCUCCAUUCAUGUGUUACGGAAAGGCAUGUCUGAGGUUGAGUCCAUGCUCUGCACGCUUUGCCCUGGUUUGUAUAUCGCAUUAAACCAGGGGUGGGAAGACCUCAGUCCAUGGGCCACAUUUCCAUCUGUACAAUAUUUUGGGGGCCAGAUGCCAGGUGCCUGGAGCAUUGCAUUACCUCCCCCCCGCCUUGCUGCUGCUGUUGCUGCUGCAUCACACUGUUGACUCAUGUUAAGUUUGUGGUCCACCAGGAGCCGUAGAUCCCUUUCACAUGUACUACUGGUAAGCCAAGUGUCCCCCAUCUUAUAUCUGUGCAGCUGAUUCUUCCUGCCUAAAUGCUGAGCCUUACAUUUGUCCCUAUUGAAAUGCAUUUUGUGAGUUUGGGCCCAGUUCUCCAAUCUGUUAAGGUCUUCUGUUAAGGUGAUUCCCUGGGAGAUGGUGGUGGUUCUAGUGGACAGAAAUAGUUGGAGGUGCCUACAGGAGACUGGACAAGAGCCUUUUGCUGCAAACGUUGCCCUUACUUCAUUGCUUGAGUUGGAACCUCAUUUUCCCUAAUGGUAGGGCCUGCCUAUGGCCCAUUAAUCAAAAAUGCCUAACUCUUUUGGGCAAUGUAGUAAGUUCUUGAAUGCAAAUCUAUAUUCACUAAAUGACUUAACAGCCAUGGGUCCAAUGUAUUAUGUGGCAUGCCUUGAAGCUGACAAAUGGGGUGACAGCUUUGUGCAUCACUUAAGGGACAUUUGUUUUGUAAUGAAUUAGACAGAAUCAAAUCUUCUUCUUCAUCCUGAACACAUAAAUUAUUGCAAAUAGCAAGGCAGUAAAGAGGAAUUUGCAGGGUAAGUGCAGUCUGAAGCAGCCUUGUAAUGCAUUAUAUAACAAAUGAAAUUGGAAGACAACAAAUGAAGUGUCAUUGUAACACAUUGUUUUUCAAGGUCUCUGUUCCCCCUCCCUCGGUUCUGAUUUUCACCACAUGGUUGUGCCACUGAAAUCUAAGGCUGUCGUGUGAAAAAGCCUCAUGUUAUGGAGUUGGCUGCACAUUCAUUCACUGCAGGAAAUCCCUCCCUGGGCCUACAGGCAAUGCUGUUCUGAAAAGACUGAACUGGACUUCUUACAUUGAAAGUCAGACAAUUCCCUUUUCUAGCCAAGUUCCCCUUGACCAAGAGCGUGGAACCUUUUUCACCUCAAGGGACACUUUCCAGGGGUGGGCAGGGCUAAAGGCAAAAGUGGGUGGAGCAACAAAUGUGAUUUUUACCUUUGUACUUAGGCUAGUUCCUAUACAGCCUCACAUGCCCCUCCAUCCAUCCAGGGAAGCAGGAGGCAUGAUCAGAGCUCAAGGAUGCAUCCCACCUAGGCAAAAACACUCAAGGACCAGGGUGGGAAGAGUUCUAAGAGCCAGAUAGAGAGGGCCCAUAUCUGCCCUUGACAAACCGAAAGCUUUUUCCUUGCCCAGUGUUCAGAAAUGGCUCUUCUUUCCAUUAUCUCUUGAGGCAAUGGCUGUUGAGCACGUGGGGCAAAUGCAAACAAGAACCUAAAGAAAAUGUUUUGCAUUUGACAUCCAGUCUGUUCAAGUAAGAGACAUGCAUUUUUUUAAGGGCCAAACUCAGUGUGAUGUGGGAGACUGGCAAUGUCGUGUUUUCUUUCCCUUUGGUCAAAGCAGCCAUGGAACAGGUGUGAUUUGGAUUUGAGAGCUGGUGCAUGGCAGGAAGAAUUUAUCUCUCCCCCCACUCCAGUGGAUAUUCCAGUGGAAAUUGUGUCCCAAAGCUUCUAUUAGCUGAAGAGAGGAGGUGGGUAAGACAAGAGCCCCAGCCAUUCCUACUUUUAACCAAAGCGUGUAAAGAGAUAUUCAGAGAAAGAUUUUAGGAGCAGGGCCAUAGCUCCGUGGCUGAGCCUAUGCAUCACAUACAAGAAGCCCAAAGUCCAGUCCUUACUAUUUCCAGUUUUCAAGGACCAGCUAAGCAGAUGAUGGUGUAAACAAUUUAAGACCCUCAACAGUGGAUAAUUCUGGACUAGAUGGGUAAAUCAUCUGAUGGCAUAAAGUAGCUUCCUAAGCCGAGGAAUGUUAAUCUAGUUUGGCCUUCAGAGCUAUAGAUGCUGAGUAUUGUUAUAUUUAUAUAUUUUCUGGCAUGAUUGUUUUCAGAAGAUUUGAAUGCUACACACACACUGCACAUCACCCCACUUUUCAAAGGCUCAACAUUCCCCACUUUGCCACAAUUUUAUCUAGCUGAAAUGCUAAUGGGAAAAAAGCCCUGGUUCAGUGAACUAAUUGCUGGGUGAAUUGUAAAGGCUGUGCAUUUGACUCUAGGUGUGAGAGGCUGCGUUUUCUCCAUUAGGAGCAGCUGGCGUGUAUUUCCAUGAAAAAAUCUUUCUUUCUUUUUUUUUGUAGGGCUGCUAAUUGGUGCACUCCUACAGAAGUAUUUACUGGGUAUUUUUAGAAGUUGCCUCUGAAGGACUGAGAUGCUGUGGCUUUUCUGAAGCGUUGAUUCAGAAUGCUUUAGCGCUGUGUGUUAUGAACAAAAAAGGGAAAAUCUCUUAACAAGCAAGUGGCCCGUUUAGCAAAAACAAGCAAAGCAAGCAUCCAGGGGGAAAACAAAAACAAAACAGCAAUAUCUUGGCUGCAUUUGGAAAGGAAGGAAUAAAUGUACAUAAUGAAAUGGGCUGUUGCCUGCAAGAGGCUAUGCAAAAAAUAAGUGAGUCGACCAUAUUUGGGGUCAGAGGGUGGAGAUCACUUGGAGUAUGGAAGAUUAGGGGUAAGUGGGAGGUGGAAACGGAAGAGAGAAUAGAAUGACAGUUGGGAGUGAUGGUUGGAAUUUAUGUCAGAGGACUGUUGCAAGAGAGGGAGAGGGUGGGAAGCAGAGGUAUUAACUGACCGGGAAUAGGUUUCAGAGAUUAGUAGUUCUUACUAAUUCAUCCCACACUUCAGUUUACUUUGAAUUUGUUUUACUGCUCCUCAAAUAAACACUCUUGUCUGUUAACUGUGGGCAAAUGUCAGUGAAACCCCUGCACUGACAGAGAGUAUGAACAUGCUACCUGGGUAUCUACACAGUGCUUUUAGCACAGACAGCGACACAAGCCCCUUAAAGAGCUAAAAAAUGUUUUGCUGUCACAGCUAAGCAUAGCCACAAUUUAGGGAAAAGAAGUGCAAUGUCAGGUAAGGGAACUGAUCUCCCCGUUUUUUAUUUUUAUGGUAGGAAUAUAAAGUGUGGAAUUCAAUGUCACACUAAGGCGAUGGUUCCAUCAGCCCAAGUGUUUCUGCUUGCUUGAUGGAACAAUCUCCUCUCUCCUCCUUCCUGUUGGGUGUUCUGGGCAGACCUCCUGACCUUCCCAAGCAGUACUGAGGAGGAAACGGGGACAGAAGUGAGACGUGUGGAAAGUCCCAUUACACUAGUGGGACUCAUUGCAGUGUCUCCCACUAACACAACUAUUUAGUCGAACCUGGCCCAAACUAUGUAUAUAGGACUGUACAGGUUAUAUCUGAUGAAGAGGGAGUUACUUCUGAGUAGGCCUAGCCUUUGAAUAGCAGUUGCUGGGAACCACAAAGUGGGGAGAGGCCUGUUGUGCUCAGGCCCUGCUUGUUCCCAUAGGCAUUUGGUUGGCCACUGUGAGAACAGGAUGCUGGCCUAGACAGGCCUUUGGGCAGAUCUUGUGCUCUUAGGAUUGCACUAAGUUUUAGUCAGCUAUUAAAGGCAUCUAAGUUGGUGGCCAUUGAUGUAUCCUUUGGCAGAAAAUUCAUAAAUUAACCAAGAAUUUACAUGUGCUUAAACUAUAUAUAUAUAUAUAUAUAUAUAUAUAUAUAUAUAUAUGACGGUUAAAGUGCUAUGAGUAGGCUUCAACACCUCAGUACUUAGCAGCAUUGUGGGGGCAAAUUGAGGGAGUAGGCUGUCAAAUUGGUAGCAAGUUAAUUUUUUUUGUAAAGGUUGCAAUCUUUGUGAAGUAGGGUCAAAUGUAUUUUUCAAGAUGGUGUACUGUAAGUGAAAAGAUUGGAAAGUUAACUUUAGAAAGUUAAGCUGCAUUUUAAAAUUUUUAUCGUCAAAUAUCAAAAUUCUCUUUUUUCCUCUGUGUUCAGAAGGUUUUUGUCCUCUGGUGCCCUUUAAGGCUUGAUGCUACUUGGUGUUCCUAGAAGGCAAGGGGAUUUCUUUUUAACCUGAUGAUUUCAUCUUUUGCCUUCACCAAGUACUUGCCCAUUUGCUUUUAGGCACAUCCAAAGUCUGCUGCAGCACAGCUGCGGCUGGAUCUCAGUAAGUUGGCAGAUGAUGGGAGCAACAUCUGCGCCAUCAUGGACAAAAGAGGGUCCACUCGGGCAGAUACUAGUCUGGUCAUUGCAGCAUCCUUUCUUUCUUCAUAUGUUCAAAAGCAUUUUCUUGUUAGAGGGCAGCCAGCCGGGCAUGAACAUGGCUGCAGACGCUAACUUCAUUGCUUCUACUCAGAAAAUAUAUUCUCCUUUUCUUCCACAAAACAGGGCUUAGUCCCAGUUAAAUUCCUUAAGAAGCACUCUCUGGACCCAGAAGUGUGUGACAACUUCCACCCAGGUACUCAUGUUCUCACCAGUUGAGCCAUCCAGGCUUCAUAUCCCCUUUGAGGGCCCCAAACUCCAAAGGGUGGUGGCUGUUCAGUGCCAGGCAUACUUAAAGGAGGCCAAUUAGCUGGAUGCUUUUCAAUCCAACUUCAGACUUGGUUUUGGUAUGAAACAGCUUUGGUCAUCCUGACUGAUGAUCUGUCUGUAUUGGGAGAAGGAUGUGGAGAGUGUGACCCUGCUAAUUCCCCUCAUCUUGCAACAGACUUAAAUACCAUAGUAUCUUCCUGGAUCGGCUCUGUGGGCUGGGAAUCAAAAGAUAUGAGAUUCUGGUCGUUCUGCCUCUAGCUCCAGGACCAAGUUUGGGAACUUUUACUCAGCCCCAUGGCAAUUGUGCUGUGGGGUCUCACAGGGAUCCAGCUUGCCUCUCGUGUUAUUUAUGAUAGUUAAGAAGACAUUUGAAGUGAUUAUCAAGGGACUGGGGAUGAAGUGUCAUUGGUAUGCUGAUAACAUCCAACUCCAGCUCCCUUUUCCGUAAGAGUCAGGAGAAGCUGCUCUAGUGCUAAGUCAGAGUUUGGGGUGUCAAUGAAUUGGAUGAGGGCCAAUAAACUGAAGUUGGCUUCUGACAAGAUGGAGGUGUUGUAGAUCAGGUCUGAAAUUUGGAUGAUCAGCCUCUUCUGGAUGGCAUUGCAUACCCCUGAAGGAUCAGGUGCGUAGUCUGGGGUUCUUCUGUGAACCUUGCUGCUGGAGGCUCAUGGCUGUGGUGGUGCAGAGCAUCUGUAUCCCAGUUUGGCUGGUUUACUAGUUCUGGCUGUUCAGGGACAGGAAUACCUUAGUACAGUAAUCCAUGUGCCAGGGUUGACUAUGACAAUGUGAUCUUUGUGAGAUUGCUUUUGAACAGGGUUCAGAAAUUGCAGGUAGUGCGAAAUGCAGCUGAGAGAUUGCUGAUCAGCACAGCUGCAUGAAACCAUAGAACACGGUGCUUGAAAGAUCUGCACGGGCUACUUGUAGUGAACCAAAUUCAAGGUGCUUGUGUUAAAGCCCCAAACGGCUUGGGACUCCAUAAUCUGGAGGAGCAUUUGCCCCUGUGAGUUGCUGGAGAACUUCUUUUGGCUGUGCCAUCACCUAGUGAAAUCUUGAUGAUUUGAACUCUGGAUAUUAAUAUUAUCAUGUUAUUAUUCAUUAAAUUUAUAUACCACCUGUCAGGGGUUCAGGGACAGAGGCACAGGGUAGGGAGGAGAUGGAGAGCGAGGGGGAUGAAUCCCAGGACAGCGAGGAAGAGGAUGACAAUGACUCAAGAGAUUCCAUGAGUCUUUCCAGCGAAUCAGAGGAUUCCCAGAAGUGGGCGCCAGUGGUCAAGGCCAGGAGCCCCAGGGGGACGUGUCAGGAACAGGGGGCCAGCGGGGGAUCCCAAAGUGGCAGCUGGGCGUCAGGACCAGCCUCCCCACCAGAGUGCAGCGAAGGGGGUGGAGUUUCCAGUGUAUCAGGGGGAGCAGCUCCGGCAGCAGAGAAGGGAGGGAGGUCGGAGCAAGCCACCCUCCCGGAAGGGGAGGGGAGUAGUGAAGGGAGUAGUGUAACUGUCAAAAGGAAAGCCAGAGGUUGGGCGCGUGCGCCAAGUUCAAAUGUAGAGGCGCGCGGAAGUACAGGGAGCCCGGAGGAAGGGCCAGGUCCUAAAGCCCGCAGGAGGGGGGAAGAGCAGUCGGGGGAUAGCGCGUCAGGGGAAUCCAGGAGGGGCGAAACCCCAGCGGGCAGGAAGACCCUGAGGAAAAGGAAAGAGAGAAAGAGGUGGAGCAGCGCAAGGCUCUUAAACUGGUGCAGGGGAGGGACUGACUCAGAGGGGACUUCAACGGUCUAAGCGUACAGACGUGAGGCUGCGCGCCUCGGAUAUGAAGCAAACAAUGAACUGCAAUAAACACUUUUGUAUGUAAGAAGAGAUUGGCGUUGGUCUUUUGUGAGCUGAGACCUGAGGCAGCCUUGACACCACCCUUCACCCAAGUAUUUCAGGGUGGUUCACAAGAUAAAAAUGCAGGAUAAAAGCUCAAAAUAAAUAGGGCUUUUGGUAUACUCUUCCCAAAGCCUUUGAUUAAGAUAAAUCUUAGUUGUAUUAUAACCAUGAAAUUAUGUUAUAAAAUCUUGUUGCAAACAUUGUACUCUGUAUGCUUUGUCAUAUUCAAGCCAUUAUUGUUUCCACAACAGCUGCAUUAUUCCCACUAAAAUGUUGUGCAUUGUAACACAAGCGAAAAUUUCUACUCACCACCUUUCAAAAGAAAUUCCCGUGCAAAGCAAUUUCCAAUGUCAAUCAGGAAACAGAAGAGCAUACUUGUUAUGUCUUACAGUGCUGAAGUCUUUAUUGCAAGUCCUGUUCGCAUUAUUAUCAUUAGGAACAACACAAAGGGGAAUUAAGUUGAUUCUUCUGAACUCAACUGGUGAUCACUUGUCUUUUUCUAUCUGUUGUAUAAUGAAUGGAGGGAUGCAAACUGAGAUCAAAGCUGCACACAACAACAAAAUAAGACAGCCUCCCGCUGAUCCAGCAAGACAGAUCUGCUUAUGAAUGCAACCUUCUGCAUGCAUUUGCUGAUAUGGGUGUUCAUGUGGAUUCUCAUCAGAACACUAAUGAAUUGGAGAAAGCCAUUCUUAAAAACCAAAUAGACUUAUCAAAGUGUUGAGAAGAAUGAACAAUGAUCAAUCAGAUAGAGUGACCAAAGAGUGCAAAUAAUACAUCACAUAUAGCACUUCCACCCUCUUAGUGUCCAUGGGCAUUUUAAAAGAAAUCCUAGAGUUCCUUUUCAUAUAAGUAUCCAAGCUUGUGGUAGUCUAUGAACACAGAAACUGUUAAGUUGUGGGUGAACAUAUCAGACGACACAGCGAUUCUUCCAAAGCAGCUCUUUAUUUGUAAGCUGGAACAGAACUGAACUGAAGAGCUCAGUCAGCCUGCUUAUAUAGAGCUCCAGAACAACGUAACUGUAGCGACUUUCUAAAACUAUCCAAUCACUGAACGUCACUUUCGAUCCUUCAUUUGCAUACAAACUAUCCAAUCACUGAACGUCACUUUCGAUCCUUCAUUUGCAUAACUAUCUACAGUAUCCCCCUGCUGGCCCAGGGUGAGAACUUCAGUACAUAACAGAAACCAUCCUUCUGAUGGAAGAUAAAGGGAUGCCAUGUUUUAUGAAAGUCACCAGGUGUGGCAGUAUUUCACAAUAUCCCAUACAUGCACCUCUCUUUAAAGAGCUGGCAUAUGAGUCCUUCCAGCCUGCCAUUUCAUGAUCUCUCUCAUGUUGCCCCCAAAUCUUAUCACAUGUUCACAUUCCCUCUACAAGUGCCAUUAAUCCCAUGAGCCUUAUACCCCUUCAAGCACAGUGGAGACAUUUCCUUUUUAUUACCAGUGGGGAUGUGCAACUUGGGCACCAGACAUUAAUGCACAACUAGUUGCUUAUCUCUUCAGCAGAAUCAUGUCCCAUGAUGACAGGGGAGUUUGUUAACCUCGAGAGCCAGUGUGGUGUAGUGGUUAAGAGCGGUAGUCUCGUAAUCUGGGGAACCGUGUUCACGUCUCCGCUCCUCCACAUGCAGCUGCUGGGUGACCUUGGGCCAGUCACACUUCUCUGAAGUCUCUCAGCCCCGCUCACCUCACAGAGUGUUUGUUGUGGGGGAGGAAGGGAAAGGAGAAUGUUAGCCGCUUUGAGACUCCUUAAAGGGAGUGAAAGGCGGGAUAUCAAAUCCAAACUCCUCUUCUUCUUCUUCUUCUUCUUCUUCUUCUUCUUCUUCUUCUUCUUCUUCUUCUUCUAACAGAUGAAAUUAUUACUAGGAUUUUAUAUGCUGAUGCAAGUGCAGAAUUUGGCCAGGCAAUUUCCUUUAGAAACUGAGCAGAACCGGGCACUGAGUUAGAUGUGCAGAAGUGGCCUUGAUUUCAACAGAAUGCAAGUGCAUAUAAUAUAAUUGUACACUACGUUGUGAUUGCUAUAAAGAGUUGACAGUAAAAGGAACCAAUGAUAUGGCUGAGGGAAACAAGAUUUUGUGUGUAUGUGGUGGGGUCAAAAUUUGUGAAAACACGUUCCUAUCUCCCUCCUCUCCCACAACUUCCAGCGUCUAUACCUGCAGUGGACAAAUCAUACUGAGUCAGAUCGAUGUUAUUUGAGUCAAUUUGAAUUUAUCAAGGCUUUCAUAUCUAGUCCUUGGUGGCAUUUGCACACUAUCUAGCCAGAUGCAAAGGGCAUCGUUUAUCCAGAUAUCAUUUGUUUUCUUUGACACUCUCCAAAAGACUCUUGAACACUCCGACAUAAAGCUUCAGAGAACACUGUCACUCUGGGAUCAAUUAUAGAAGUUGGAAAGCAACUGUAGUGUAAAGAGAGCAUAACUUUUUUUUUUUUUAAUACUUCUAUCUGGAAGGGUUUUUUCUUUUUUGAAAACACUCCUCCUCACAGAGGCCGUGAAAAUAAAAGUAGUUUUUAUGUGUCACCUGAUAUCUAGCAAUCAGAUAUAAAUGCAGAAAGCAACCACACCUUUUCCCUGAAGUAAUCUUUAUCUUCCUGCCUCCUUUCCUCCCUUGUCGUUAUAUCACUUUGGCUUUUGACCUGCAACCACUUGUAUUAUUACCUCAAGAAAAUUGAAUUCUGUAUAUGACACAAUAGGGGAAGCACGUGCUUUUGACAACAUAUGGGAUAAAGGAAAAUGUUACCUGUAACUGCUGUAGCCUUCCCCCUCCUCCAAAGCUGAUUCCUAUAAGUCAAAAAUUAGGUCAAUAACAUUUUGUGUUUCCAACGUUUGAUUGGAAAAUCUUUAUCCUUUGAUUUUUCUGUGGCUUCUCAAAGUACUUGCUUUUGAACCAUGUAUUUUACAACAUGUUGCCCUUGAAAGGCAGUUGUUAAGCAAUCUGCACACCUCUACAGUACUUCCUGUUGAAAUAUAUUGAUUUCCUCUUUGGCUGUGCUAAGCUAAUAUGAGAAAAAAGUGGAAGUCUCUUCUGAGAAAUAGCUUCAGGGAUCUCUAAUAUGGUUCCAGUAGCCUACAUGACACACCUAUUAUUAUUAUUAAAAAGACUUGUAUUUGUCUAGUACAGUCGUACCUUGGUUUUUGAACAGCUUAGUUCGCGAACAACUUGGAACUUGAACGCCGCAAACCCAAAAGCAGGUGUUCUGGUUUGCGAACUUUGCCUCGGAAGCCGAAUGUCCGGCGCAAUUUCCAAUUGGCUGCAGGACAAUCCUGCAGCCAAUCGGAAGCAUUGCCUUGGUUUCUGAAUGUUUCGGAAGUCGAACAGACUGUUGGAACCCAUUUUGUUUGAAAACCAAGGUACGACUGUAUUAGCUAAAAAAUAUAUUGAGCUUUUAUGAAGGCAUCAAAUUGUCCGCCAUAAAAUCAUGUGUGUGUUUUUUUAAAGGUAUACUGUCCACCUGUGCAGAAACUUAUAAAAUCUCCAUUUAGAACAGGAGUGGGAAAUUUCAGGCCCAUAGGCCACACAUGGUCCUCCAGACCUCCCUAUGUAGCCUACAGGCUUCUCCUCAGGUCACAUUCCUCACUACCUUGCUUUGCCCUUCCUUGCAUGGUUUUUGCCUGGCUGGAAUGUGUCCUUGAACUCUGAGAAUGUCUCUUGCUUGCUGGGAUGGAGGAUACAGAGGUAUGUGUAGAAACAUGCAAAGAUGUAAAAUUUUACCUGUACAAAGGUAAAAUAUAGUUGCUCUACUCACUUUUGCCUCUGGCACCUCCCACCACUGGGGUGUGGUUCCCCCCCACCAGGUGCCCAGAACUGAAUAAGGCUUCAGACUGAAAAAAGGUCCCCAGACCUGGAAGUAAUCUAGGAACAGCUCCACAAGGUGGAAAUACAAGAUCUAGGAAUGUUAUAAAUAAAUGAAUAAGCAAGCUGGUAAGAUCUGCUGUAGACAGAAUGGAUAAGCAACCCCCCCUAUUUUUAAUUUUAAAAAGGUUAUUUAUUUAUGUAUGCUACUACUACUACGGCCUGUGUUUUGUUAGCCCCCAAAUGGAAAACGAGUAAGGUCCCAACUAAAGAAUGGCAACUUACGUUGACAGAAUAUGCACAACUUGCAGACUUAACAUAUAGAAUAAGAGAGCAGGAAGAACAUACGUUUAAAGAAGAUUGGAAAACAUUUAUUGAAUAUAUGGGAAAUAACUGUAUACAGCUGAAAACGCUGGCAGCAUUAAGAUAAGUUCAACAGUAUAAACAAUUUUUGAUGGAUGCAAUAAUGGAAUACUGAGUGGUAUAGUUUUUGUAAAACGUUCAGGGAUUUAUGAUAUGUAAAAUGAACCAUGGAAAAAGAAGAAGGGAAGUCAUUGACAUCUAAAGGAUGUAAAAUGAGUAUUUUAAAUUGUAAAACAGAAAACUUAAUAAAAAUUAUGUAUAGAUAUGAUAAGCAAAUCUAAACAGUGAGGGAGGUAACUGAACCUCCCAAGGAAGGGACAACUCCCUGUCUUGUGGUACCAGACAACAGGCCUUGGUUGGCAGACCUGGGCGAGGCGUGCUAUAUUUAUUGGGUAUUCUAGAUUUUUAUCUGCUGUGCUAUUUAUUGACAACUUCUUUACUGCGGUGGUGGCGGGGGGGGGGGGAGAGAAAUCCAAUGACAAUACUGUAUCAAGGCUAUAGUUUUUUUCUAAAUUUGUAAAAGGUUUCUUUUCUUUUCCAGCUUCCAUGACGAAUGGGCUGGAGGCAUCACAGAGACCGGCUGUUUUGGAGAAAACAAUUUACAUAGCAAAGCAGCCAAACCCAGCAGUGCACUUGGUAGACAGCUGGGACCGGGGCAUAAUGUUGCCAUACAUACCAUAAGUACGAUACAUGUUGUCGAGGUCUAUGGGCACGAAAAGGACCCGCAGGGGACAAUGGAUACUCAUUUACCUGGAUAGGCAGUCUCAUAAACGCAACGAAGGAUUUGCUGGACCAAAGCCAAAUGUGAAUAGAGAUACCUGCUGAAUGUGCCUUAAAACACUGUAUAGAAAUGAAUCACUGCAUUGUUCCCAUGUAUCAGUUACAAUAAACGCCAGAAUAUCGACAGAUUUAACAGAUCUGACAAAUGUUAUUUGAAAAUGCAUUCUGUUUUUUUGUUUUUAAAUUAAACAGUACAUCUCAGAAUUUAACAGCAAACCAUUUCUGCAAUUUGCUUUCCCAAAAAGAAGGUGAUCCUAUCAUGAAAACAAGGAAGCACGUAUAUCCGGUAUAUGUUUCUGUAUCCCUGUUCUUAACAGUUUGUACUUUUGCUGCCUGUGAAGGUUUUUGACAGCAACAAGGACAAAUGCACAUGACUGCGAAUUUAUUUUAUCCUCUGUUUUUAUAAGCAUAUCAGAUAAUACAUGAAAUGUAUUUUUUCACAAUAAAUAUGAGGGGAU